Messenger RNA from Xyrichtys novacula (pearly razorfish), 47787 nucleotides. The record is from the annotation of a GenBank genome assembly. Lineage: Eukaryota; Metazoa; Chordata; Actinopteri; Labriformes; Labridae.
CCUUGAUCCAUCAGCAGGACAGUCAUCCCGACCAGUAUCACCCAGUAGACGGGAUUCUUCAUCUUUAACGAUUGGGUUUUCCUCCGCUGCCAGAUGUCGUCCAGGAAAUAAAAUCCCGAAAAGCGCGUUUGUCCAAGUCCGCGAUCCUCCUGUGAGACUGUAAAGCAUCCACCGACACGCUCCACAGUAAGCCUGCUUCAGCUGGGAGACUAUUAUCAGCGAUGUGUGUGGGGUGGAGGGGUGAGGAGGGGUGAAAAAGAGAGGGGAGGGGGGUGCUACCUUUUUUUGACACAGCUACUUCCGAUGAAUUUUUUGAGUGGCUCCAUGACGCUUAUGGUCCACAUGCGCUGCUAUUACCGACAGCACCUUUAAAUUGAAGGAAUCCAAACAACAUAUUUCCGGUCCUGACCCGGUCCCUGCAGCUAUUUACAGUGGCUUCACGAGGAGUGAAGAGCUGCACUGUGCAAAAGUUUCAUGUGUGCGUUUAUACUUAUUAUUAUUAUUAUUGAAAGGUUUUCAGGUCUGCGGCCGUACAGCUAAUAACCGGAAAUAUCGGUGUGACAAGGAUGAAUAUGUUUGGAUGCUGUUUAGUUUACAGCUGUGAAAAGUACAAUUUUGAAAUGACUUUUUAAAAAAUAUUUCCUCAGUUUUCAUAUUGUCUCAUUUAGGUUUUGUGUGCAGAUAACUGGUUAUAGUUAUAGUAGCUACUUUUUGAAACCAUAAACAUCCAGAGAAAAAACAAGUUAAAGGGAUAUUCCAGCGUAAAAUUAAGUUAGGGCCAAACACACAGUAACACCGAGUUAGACACCCCAUCAAGAGAUGAAUAUUGCUGACCGCUUGCUUCUCGAGUUAUACCCUCUUUAUCAACGACUGCAGGAUAGCAAUACACAGCUGUCCCAGGCGAGUCCAUCGACUGCAGCGGGUGAGGUAGCUCAAGGAAGAACAUUUAGAAUAAUUUCUUUAUCAUUUCCUUGAAGUAAUAAUCAUCAUUUUAAUCAUUUUUCACUGCAGACAUGGUAGUUCUUCUGCCUUAGCGUCUCGGUCUGAUUGCAUUUCAAUAAAGAAAUGGUCAUAAAUGUUCUUCCUUGAGCUGCCUCAACCCACUGAGGUAGUGGACUCACCUGAGAUCUCCAUACAAACAAGUGGCUGCUGGAAGAGAGUGGGUGAGCUGUGUUUGUCUCGACAGCGCGUCUAACUUGGUGUUAAGGUGUGUUUGACCCUAACUUAAUUUUAUGCUCGAAUAUACCUUUAAUUUGCUUUUCAGACAUCAUAAUACAAAGGGUUCAGGAUAUCAGAAGAUAUCCAAGAUAAGAGGAGCAUCCUUUCAAAAGUUCUGGCAUCCUCAUCACCAAUAUUUUAUUUUUUGUCAAGUAUACCCGUGAAGAUAGCUGAAAUCAGUUUACAGAGAAGUUUUUGAUACACAUAGAGUUUAAAGGCUCUGCAGCAUUGUGACCUGGGAUUUCCACUUCAUGGAGGACUGCACAGUAUUUUUAUCUCUUGUCCUGCCCCUUGCAAAAGAAUGUGAUGACAGGCAUUUGGUUGGCUCAGAUCUUUUGUCAAUGCAUGGGGGAAAGGGUUUGCCAACCAGUCAUCCUCCUCUUCACCUUUGUUAUAUCCACUAAACUCUGACACUAAACUCCAGAGCUACUUUAUCCCAAGUAAAGGCAGUGAUUGGGGAUGGAACAGAAAACUUGUCUGUUCCCCUCUGCGCUGUCGUUGUUAUUAACUCUCUGCAUCACAGAGGCAGCUAAGAGUGCAAGAACGACUCCCAUCCAGGAUCACUUUUUACACACCAGAGAACAUCUGUCACUGUAAACUCGAUCUGUUUCAUCAGUGUUCUGACUCUACAUGAUGAUUUAAACAUCUUUAUUUAUGCCCUCUGUGAUUUUAGAAAAACUUUGAGAAAAUCCAGAGAAUCCUUAUAAGUAAAUCUUUUAAGCAUAUUAUUAUUAUUAUUAUUAUUAUUAUUAUUAUUAUUAUUAUUAUUAUUAUUAUUAGAAGAAAAGAAAAGAAAAAUAGAUUCUUAAUUCUUCUUCUUCUUCUUCUUCUUCUUCUUCUUCUUCUUCUUCUUAAUAAUAAUAAUAAUAAUAAUAAUAAUAAUAAUAAUAAUAAUAAAAUAAUAAUAAUUAUUAUUAUUAUUAUUAUUAUUAUUAUUAUUAUUAUUAUUAUUAUUAUUAUUAUUAUCAUUUUUAUCAUCAUUAUUUAUCGUAGUUGAUUUCCAUAAUUGGGCAACCCAGAUCUAGGCCCAACACAUGUUAUAUUCUCCAGCUAACAAUAAGAAAAGGUCUGGCCUUGUUUUCUCCAGUUAACUAUACAGAGUCUGCACAGUUUUUUUUUGUUUGUUUGUUUGUUUUUUUGUUUUGUUUCUUUGUUUUUAUUACUUGCCUUUUUUUUAUUAAUCAAUCUUUUUUUAGUGUAAGGUGGGGUAGGCAGGAUUCUGUUAAAGAAGCAUCUUUUUUCGUGGUGUAUCUACAAAAAAGCUUUUAAUAUCAGUCAAUAGCUAUUAGUUAUUGAUGACAUUUGGUAAUAUUAAAAUAUUGCUGUUUUUAUUUUUAUUUUUUAAUGUCUGCGUAGUCAACAUUUCAUUUUUUGUCAAACGGGACCUGCUGCGUGUUGGAGCGCGGCUAAACCGUUUACCUCGAGUCCUGGAGUAUGUCACUUCAUCCUAGUUGUAGAAGUCCUGCAAACAUUGUGUUUGCUGGUAGUCUGUUGGCAUCUACAGUAGCAGCAAUGCUUUUUACAUUCACGUUGACUGGGCCCCAUUUGUAAUUAUGUGAAGUAUUUAUCUGCAUUAUAUCUGAAUUUAAUUAAAACGAUACCAGGCGAGCAGGAGCACCUGUUUUAUAGGCAGGGCUUGCUGGAGCAGAGCGGGAGGGGAGGGGAGGAGCUGAGGGGAAAACUGGUUGGGAGGGGUAGUGUUUACAUUCAAGAUUUCUCCCCAAAACUGGCACUUCCUCAGAUCCUGCCUACCCCACCUUUAAGUCUGCAUUUUGGGUCCUUUUCCUUUUGUAAAACUGUGCCACAUGACAGAAAGUCAUCUUCUCGAGAGCUUUCUCACAAACAAUCCUCACAAAUAGUCAACUGUUUCCACAUUUGAAUAUUACAUCACUGGCCUCUGUGUUGCUGCAACAGUGAAAGAUUAUUGGAGGAACAACCCCCCAAAAAUCAGAAUCAAAGUACUGUAUUUAUCCUGGGAGAAAUUUGGUGGCUUUAGUUUUUCAGAUCCCUCUAAGUUUCAAACAACACAAUGCAAAAGUUCAGAAAACUUUGGACUUUUAAUUUGAUUGUUGUUUGUAUGCUUUACCUGACACUUUUAGACCAAGUGGGCCCAAGCUGAGGAACUGUUUUGAACUGUUGAGCUCCCUCUGCGCCGGUCAUGGAUUUGAGAGAGAGAGAGAUGGUGAUAGAUGUCGUCCCAUUAUUUGUCUUUUCUGGACAGAUGAUCUGCAAAAGAUUUAAAUGGGAAAAACUAAUUUGGAUGAUGAGUUGUCUGCUGUUUCUCAGCGUACUAACCAGCUGAGGAUUUAUAUUUUUCGAAACCGACCUAACCCCUCACGUCUUUAUGUACACAUGUUGUAGCCACAGAGGCAGCUUGUGCUGCAAAUGAUUGAACAUCAGCAGGUACUUUAAUCACCAUGAUCUGAAUUUAUCUGCAAAUAUGAUCAGGCUAAACCAUAGACUGUAUGUACUAUGCGCAACUUGGUUCCACCUCCCGCCUGUAUACGGAUUUGAAGCCAAAAAGCUCUCAGUAUUUCUGUGAUUUUUCUUCAUUUCCUGAAACCAGCGCCGCUGUGAACAUUCGGGCGCGCAGUCACCGAGAGUCGCUGUGAUGAUGCUCGGCUCAAACAGCGUAUCCUCCGGGAGAGCCACGCAAUCCCUGAACGCCCACAGGCUGUAUCAGGUGUCAGUCAUAGAAAACAUGAACCCCCUAAUAACUUUUAAAAACGGAGCUGUACAGAAAAAGACUUGGGCACAAACCAGUCUUACUGUAACUACAUGUCAACAUCACAAGCAUCGGGGAGAAAAAUUUAUGUUCUGUGUAAUAAAUUUCUAAAGUUUGUCCACAGCCCCAUAAGCUUUGUUGGAGGAGGCGGGAUUUAUGACCUAUACUGCUGCCCAUCAACAGAGGGUGCUGUUCUCGGAGUGGCUUCACCCAGAGAGGAGGCAGACUCUGUUCAUUCUUUAUACAGUCUAUGGGCUAAACCUGUUUUCAUACAAAUAAUAUUUUUAGCAUGAAAAUACUGUAUAGGAGAGCUAAUAUUGGCUUUUAUCAGUGCAUUUGUUGCUCCCUGACCUAGCUUCAUGGUCCCUCUGUCUUUCCUGUUUGGAGUCCAGUUUUGGAUAUUUAAAGCUAUAAUGCAUAACUUAUGUUGCCCCCUCGCGGAUUUUUGAGUUAUUACAAUGAUAUGCACAUCACACACAAUAACACUCACCAGACACAGCAUACUGUUCGUCACAGUACACAAAGUAACACUGGCUACAAAAUGUGUACUGUUCGUCUCAUUAGACGGAGAAACACUCACGACUUACCGCAUACUGCUGGUCAGUACACAAACUAUUACUGUCCACACAACGUGUCCUUCUCGUCAUGGUACACAGAGUAACACUCGCGACUCACCUCAUACUGCUCAUCAUGGUACAUGGACUGUAACUGUCUACACAAGGUGUAGGCUACUAAAGUUACUCGUCACAGCACACAGACUCCCCGCAGUAAGUUACACACAGCAACACGGGCUACACACCUUGUAACUUAAUGCUCGUUAGGCUAAUGUUACACAAUGUGGUGAACACCAGGCUGCUAACAAUACCUUACAUUCAUGGCACCAUUUCCAAGAAAAUAAUGAAGUACUCGGCCCAGUCCAUGUAACAGCAACACAUCCUGCUCAUAAUGAACAGAGUCACUAACUUAUCCAAUAGUAUCAAGGCAACACUGGUGUUGGACCUUAGUCCAAUCUCCUCUCCAUCGAGGAAAAGUGACACCAAUGUAUAUCUGCGUUAGUGUUUUCCCUUUGUUACUCUCUUUGGCAACAGACCUUCUGCCAAAUGGGAAGGCUUUUUCUUUCUCAUAGAAUCCACUUCUUAACUCCUUGGUUGUUUCUUCUGGUAUUGCCACCAUGUUGCUUCCAGCAGUGCUCUCCUCCACCCUCCCUUCACAUUGUCAGGUAAAACCAAGUAGAACGCGUCAUUUCCUGUGUCCCAGCGUGGGAAUGUCGCCCCUCGACACCAAAUAAAAAAAGAACAAAUACUGAAAAAGGUUGCUGUUAGAGGAGCCAAACGGCUUGAUCAGCAUUGUAUCAUAUCCUCUUGUAGUGGCUUGGGUGAAACGGAUAUUUACAGACAUGUAGAAGUUACGCACUGUAGCUUUAAUGAAACGACUUCUAACUUCCUGGGUCUGCUGUGCUGGACAGAUGUCUUGUGGUUUAAUACCAGAAACAGUCUCAAGUAAUGUUAUGUAUGCAUUCUCAUCAAAAAGCUGCAAUGCUGCAACUCAAAGGACAUGAAUGUCUCAGGCAAUAUUGUCUCUGCGUACCCCUGCCUGUCAUCCUGAAACUUCACUGGAUAUCUUGACAGAGUUCUUGCAUCUGUGUUUAUUUCUCCUGGUUUGUACUUUCUCUCAAAAUGAAAGUCAACCAGCUCACUAACCCAACAGUAGAUAGAUGUCCAACAGAUAGGUUGGUGAGGCAGGCUGUGCUGAGGACAUCACUCAGAGGAUCAUCGUCUGUUAACUGUAAAAGUUGGAGCAUGGUACACAUAGUCAUGGAACCUGUCACGGAUGGCCCAGUUUAGAGCCAAGACCAUCACAGGAGUAGAGAUGGUCAUUUCUCUCAGCGGGUAUCAGAGUCCUUGAGCCAUAACCAAUAACCUGUAACUUGUACUGACACUGUUACGAUACUGCUCCCAGACCAUCACUGGAUGCAUCAGUAUGCAGUAUGGAUGAGGGGUCAAAGAUUGGAUUAACGAGAAUGGGUGGAUUUGCCGGCAUAUCCAAGAGCUUGGCUACCACUUCCCUAUGUUCUGCUUCCAUGUGAUGGCUGUUUUUGAUGGAAGCUGUUCUUCAUCUUUCACACCAGCUCUGUCUUUCGUUUUACUUUUCUGUUGCUGACUGUUUUCUUAUGAGUUUCUAUGGUUUAGGGAGUUUGGAAAAGUCUGGCCAAGACAGUUCACACUUGGUAGGCAGAUGAGAACUUCUCAGAGGUAGUUUAUGUGAUCCUCAUAGAUUGCUGAGUUAAUCAGCCCAUCAGCACGGUAUGAAGCACAGUACACACCUUGAAUCCUUCCAGGCAGGCCCUACAUACACCUCUGAAAAGCUGAAGGUGCAUUUGUCAAUCCAAAUGGGAUCCAUUUAAACAACCUCUGAGGUUGCCUGGAUUCUUCAAUCACAAACCCUUUGUGGUAUAUGCUGCCUUGAUUUGCGGCUUCAACCUCUGUCUCGGGCGUUUUGCACAUCCUCUUCGACCUCCUUGUACAAAGCCUUGAGUAUGGCGUUGUUGCGCUCCGAACAGGGUUGUUGUCUGCAACAAUCAGCUCUAUAAGAUUAUUGUAUGACUACAUUCUUAAUUAUAAAUUGAUGAUCUUUGUAAAUUUCAAGAUGAGUUCAGCUAAUCUGCAGAUGAUUUCUAGGGAUAACAGGUGAUUUAAAGAUGAUCUUAAGAUGAUCCAAGUAUUAUUUCAAAAUUAAUUCAGGUAGUUUCAGUUUUUAUAACUGAUAUUUUAGUGAAUUCAGGUGAUCUGAGAAUGAUUUAAAUUCAGCUGGUCUAAGAAUGCUACAUUACAAAGGAUAAAUCUCAGUGGGUGAUUUAAGGUGAUAUUAAUAAGUCUGUAAGCAGAACUGUGGAUGAUCACAUGAUCUGAGGAUGCAGCAGUUUAUGUGAGAAUAGGUGAUCUGAGCAAUCACUGGAUCAUUAUAGAUGUAUUUCACAGUGAUUCAUCAGGAUACAUCUCAGAAUGAUUUCACUGUGAUUUCAAGUAUUCUUCAAGUAAUCUCCAGCUGAUUUGAUGAUGGUUCUCCAAUGAUUUUGGGUGACUCAUGGAUGAUUUCAAUCUUUUGGUGAUUUCAGAAAAUUGAUUGGAGUUAAACUUAGACUGAUUUCAUUAAGAUUCAAUGGGACAUUACUGCACUCAGAUUGACUUCAAUGUGAUUUCAAUAUGAUUUGAAGUGAUAUUAAGAUGAUUUGAUGUUGAUUUAUAACCAUUGUAGGUGACAAAUGGAUGAUCUCAGGGUAAUCCUAGAUGAUCAAAAUUGUUUUAUGUGAUUUCAGAGUAAUUAAAGCAGAUUUUAAUCUGAUUUUUUGAAGAUUUUAAAAUGAUUUUAUGUGACAAAAGUAUUAUUUCAGAAUUAUUUCUGUAUAAAUCUGCAGUGAUUAUUUCAGAAUUAUUUUAAAAUGACCUUAAAUGAUUUGAUGUUACAUAUCCAUUAUUAUUGUGUAAUGACUGAUAAUCCUUUAUUAAUGCAUGAUUUCAAAAUAAUUGAUUCUCUAACUAAGAACUUUUUAUUUUUUAUUGGACGAUGAUAUAAAACAACAUGAGGCUGAUUUCAGAUUGAUCAUAGUAUGAAUCCAGGAGGUGUGAAAUCUGGUUGGCCUCAGAAUGCUUUCAAUAAAAGUUCACAAUGCUUUAAAGGUCAUCUCCAGGUGAUCUCAGACUGAUUUCAGUUUGAUUUACUGUACUUUAAUCUAAUAUUAGAAUGAUCUCAGAAAUUACUUUUUAAUCUUUUAUCAAUGAUUACAUGUAAUAUUAGGGCCCUUUCAGUACAAUUUUAACAUUAUUUCAUGAUCAUUUUAGCUGUAGUUGGGAUGAUGUCAGACUGAGAUCACUAUGAUUUACAAUGAAUUCAGGUAAAAUUUGGAUGUUUCCAGGCAUACUCAGAUCAAACUGGUUAAUCUUUGGGGGAAUUUGAAAAAUAAUUGUGAUCACGAGACAUCAUGAAUUAUGAAUUCUUUUUCACUUAUUCCAGAAUAAUUUCACAUGACAUCAGGAUGGUGUUGAAAUGAUUUUAUUAUGAUUUCACUAUGAUUUGAAGUGAUUCCAUUAUUUGAAUCUGAUCCCAACUAGAUUUACACUGAGACUAUUAUGAUAAACAAGCACACAAAAACAAUGAGAACAUGAAUCUAUGUAAACCAGAGUUUAUAAGCCAAAUCAUAACAACAGUACACCUAAUACUUUGUAAUAUCCAUAACCUGUUUCAUAAAAAAAUGUCACAACAUUUAUAUCUAAAUGUUCUCCACUGCAGGACUAUCACAGAAUAAACCCAUUUGUGCUAUACAUAUAAAAGACCUUUACACUGACCAGGGGUCCGUUUCAUGUAGCAGGUUUAGUGGAAACUCUGAGUUUGUUAACCCUGAAAUCAGGGAAACUCUGAGUUUUCCGUUUCACAAAGGAGGGUUAGUUAAACCAGGGAGAGAGGGGUAACUCUAACCUGUUUCACAAAGAGAGGUAACUCAACCUCGCGGUCAGUUACCACAGUAACAGACUCCGUGAACCUAACCUGCUCGGGAGCAGGUUUAACUCAGUAAACCCAGAGUUUCAGGUGAGACAUCGGCGUUUUCUCAUUUUGAUCAUGUUUUACAUUGUCAAGUAAGUAUUAAGUGGCAGUUUGAUCUCUUAAAAAAUGCUCUUUUCACACUCAAAACUGAAUUUUACUCUCUUAUUAUGUUCCGUUAAAUGAUCGUCGAAUGGGGGGGGGGGGGGGGGGGCGCCUCUGCCUCCGUUAAAGGUGGGGCUGCUGGGCCACCACCCGUUUUUCUGGCAUCUGCCCUCUUUCUGUUUGCUGAGUGAAAGUCUAAUAUUGAGUGUAGUGUGUGUUAGUUUAAUAUAUGUACAUAUACAUACUGAGAGUUACUUUAAUAUUCCUAAUCAUUUAACGGAACAUCAUAAGAGAGUAAAAUUCAUUUUUGAGUGUGAAAAGGGAUCAAGGGAUCAAACUGCCACUUAAUACUUACUUGACAAUGUAAAACAUGAUCAAAAUGAUUCAAGCAGUUUCCCUGCAACAGUCUGUCAUUGUGAUUGUACGAGACUAGAUUUAAAGUUACGCAUUGACGCGAGCAGCGAUUUCCUCCCAUGCCCUCUCCCUCUCCUUUGCAGCUGCUGCUGUAUUGCACUUUCUUUUGAAAACGUGCUGUAAUUCGCUGUUGGCUUGCUGCUGCCCCCUCCUUCUCCCUGUUUCCAUUGGUUGAUCAUUGAAUCUGCGCUCCACAGAUGCUGGCUGUUUAUGUCUGGCGUGCACGUGCUUAACUCCAGGUCAAACUACUCGGAGUUGUUAAAACCGUCUCAAAUCAGGUGUUGUGAAACCGGAAACUCAGAGUUUCCUAACUCAGAGUAGAUCAACUCAGAGUUAAGGAUUUAACUCAGAGUUUGUUGAACCACCUACGUGAAACGGAUCCCAGGUUAACACAUGAUCUGGAGAAAACCUUCAGAGAAGUCAUCUCACAUCUUAAUUCAAAAACAAAAAAGACAGAAAAAAGACAGUUUGAGCAAAAUGACCCUGCAAUAAAUUUGACUGUUGUUCUUUAGUGUGAUGGAUGUCCUGAAGUGUGAGACACAUACACUGCUUUUGCAGUCCCACUCAGAGGAACUGUGAGCAGAAAUAUCCUCAAUGUUAGUGUUGAGCACCAUCUGCUGUCUCUUCCUGAGAGCUCACUGCACAGAGGAAAUUUCACAGCUUCAUUGUUUACCUGCUGUGUGUCUGUGUGUUUUUGUCUGUUUGUGAGCAUGUGUGUGUGUGUGUGUGUGUGUGUGUGUGUGUGUGUGUGUGUGUGUGUGUGUGUGUGUGUGUGUGUGUGUGUGUGUGUGUGUGUGUGUUUGUGCACUAAAAGAAAUAACUUGUCUGAUUAAGUUGAUAAAUCCUAAAAAAUAAUUUGCACUCAUAAUUUUGAGUAAAUUUUACAGCUGAAUCAUAAAGUAAAAUUUACUUCCCACAUAGUUUCUCAUUUGUGAAGAUAUUAAGUAAGUUUUACUUGAUUAUUCUGAUAUUUUCAUUUUUACAUACUAUGACAUACCAAAAUCUACAUAUUUUUUUCAAAGACAUUAACAUUUAUAACAUUAAAACGUUAAGUAGAUUUUAUUUAUCUAUCAUCUUUACAGUCAUGAAAUCAUUUGGUUCAUUUUAUUUGAGUUUAUCUUUUAAUAAUUGUGUUUACUAGUUUUUAUGAAGUUUUAUAACCUAAUUCAGUUAUGUAAAUGUCAAUUUUCUUUUGAUAACAUAAUAAUCACAAAAUUAAAAGAAAAUGUAAUUAUUUUGUCAUCAUUUUUUGUCAGAAAGCUUUAUUUAGAGAUAUAGACACUAAUUUCCUGUAGACAUUAUUGAUUUAACUCCUCAAAUAAAUGGCAGAGAUUUUGAUCUAUAUCAACAGUGUUUAUUUCACUUCCCUCUGAUCACUAAGACACAGGAGAAUUUGGAGCCACAUGCCACAGCAAACGCUGCUUUAAGUUUUAUCCUAAUUUAGGUUUUCGAAAUGUAUUUUUUGCUUUUAUUUUAUUUAUUAAUUUUAUAGUCUUUGACUGGUUGGCACUUUAUCUGACAUCCUUGUAAAAAAGAGACUCUGGUUCCCCAGACUGUCCUGAAAACAAAGAUGUAUAUAUCAUAAGUUUUGUGCAUCACUGUGCUGAAAUUAUAGCUGCCUUUUUACACAUGGAAACCAGGCCUGAAAAAUGAGGGAAAAUAGGGAGAUAGAAUAAAAGAAAACAAAGCCAGAGAUGAGUUACCAUUUUAGAGUGAAGUGUUUGUGAGAAAAUAAAGUUACAAAUUCACAAGAUCAUAAAGUUGUCAAGUUGUGAUACACAAGAUGGCAAAUUGGUGAGAAAAAACAGUCAAACAUUAUGAGAAUAAAGUUUCCAAUUUCCGACAGACUGACAACCAAAUUGUUAAUAUUUUCUUUAAUUACUGUUCUUUCUAUAUAUUUUUUUUUCUUUGCAUACACAGAAUUUUGUCAUGUUAAUGUUAUUUUCUGUUCAUUUAAGGGCCAAGUUUUAAAAAAUGACAGAUCUGAGAAGCAAACAAACUUCAUGAAGUGACAAAAAAGCUGAUCACAGCGCUUCUUUAGUUAUAUCACAAAACUCUAAAUUCAUAUGAGCAAGAGUUUUACUGGGUUUAAUCUCUCUGCCCCUCACCCUCUUCACCAAUCAGCAGGCAAGCCCUCUGAGUGUUACAGGGAUACUUAAACAUGUUUGAAGUGGGGUUAAAGAUGUCAUAUAUCAAGGGGCUGUCACAACAUUAGAUUUCACCUCAUGGUUAUCCUGGCCAUAAAUCUCACAAUUCUUGUGAAAUUGAUGGAAAACAUGAAAUGUAAAACAACACAUAAGGUAAAAAAGCUGGAAAAGGUUAUACAUGAUCAUAACAUUUAAAAUUCCAAGUAAAUAUGAAUGAGCUAACUUACCCGUCAUGAUCCAUUUCUAACUAUGUUCAAAUGUAUGAUUUAUCCACAUCAGUGGUUGUGACUGAAACUCCUUUAGAGAAGACAAGACCUUAGACAAGACUAAAUGAUAGUUUGGCAUGCUCUUAUUUUUCAAACCACUGCUUUUAUUUUGGAGUGUAAGCCACUUCCUGUAAAUCAUAAGUUACUGGAAACAGAAGAACAGUCAGACAGUAAGAAACAGGCUCCAACAUUGUCUAUGAAUUUGCACUAAUCUGUGAAAUCUGAGCUUUUCAAAUGGUUAACUCAUCUCAGCGAGCUACUUCAGGCAUGUUCUCGGACAGUCUGCUGCUACCUCUCCACAGCAUGAAGGACCUGAGCACCAGAGAAACAGCACUCCUCUGUUACAUGGAAAAAUAAGAAUAAAACUGAAAUAAUACAAGUUAUUUGGUCCGUCACAUUUCCAAAGCACUUCAUAUAGAUUAUCUAUGCAGCAAUAGCAGAUGUAAUAUUAUGAUAAAGCAUAUGUCAUUGGGGCUAAAGACAAAGAGAAAAGUAGUAAUAACAAUGAUGAUGACACGUACAUACAGGGCACCCCAGUAAUUAAAAUCAGUUAGAAAUGAAAGCAUGGAUCCAAUUAUUAAUGUAUUAUCAAUAUUUUUCCUCAUCAGUUAGGGAUGCGAAUAGUCAUAGAUGUUUGUGGAAAUGCUGUUGUUUUUAUGUUGUAAUGUGAAUUCCAAGGCUAAGACCAGAAUCUAAGAUUACUCCAAGAUUUCUGACUUAAAACACAUUAUUUUCAGGUGUCAGUGGAUUUUGGCUCUCUGAUUCUGUCUGCAAAUAUUUCUGUUUGUUUGAGGUUUGAAAAAGUUGAUUGCCAUCCAACAGUUAAUGUCUGCAUCUGUCAUUUUCAUUAUCAUUGGAAGUAGGUGUAGUAGUAGUACUACAGCAGUAGUAGUUGUAGUUGUGGUAGUAAUCACUCUUUUUACCGAAGUUCAGGGCAGGGAGCUAUCUGAGCGUCAAAUUUUUUUAUCCAUUCAUUCAUUUAUUCAUGUAUUCACUCAAUAAUCUUUUACAUUUAUUGAUUUACAUAUUGUGUGUGUUGUUUUUCCAAUUAUAUAGUGUUUGUUUGGCUCCAUCACUCUGAGGUCUGAUGUCUCUGUGGAUGCCUGGAGCAAGUGUUCAUUUGGUUGAAACCUAGAGGAAGACGUAUGUGUAAGAUGAAAUGAUCAGGUCGUUAUUUAUAAAGUCAUUAUUAUUCUUAUUUUCCUCUAGCUGGUUUGGACAAACUUCUGCUCUGCUGCAUCUGUCCUUCUUGGCGGUCUGUCACCCUCGUCUCAUUAUUUUGGAAAUUAUGUGUCAGACUUUCCCUCUGAAAGCCCUUUCUUCAUGUCAAAGGACUUAUAAAAACACAGGAAAAAAUAAUGAGAUCUCGCUAAGAGAUUGAGCAUGAGCACGUUCUGGAUGUUAAUGGGUGAAAGGUCUCCUUGUUUCUCCUCAUAAGCAUGAGACUCUGGUCUCAGCCGGAUCUGCAGCAAAGCAGAUCACUGCAGAGAAGCCUUGACUAAAAGGAUUUCAAGCACAGAUAUUUUAUCCCACUGCUUUCAAACUGGAAGCUUAAUUGGCCCAUCUGUGUUUGCUGUUUGUGAAUUUACUGAGUGGCUGCAGAUGAUGGGAAUAUGAACUUACCUUUUUACCUGCAACAGUUUAUCAGAUCAGCUGACUGUCCUCAGGGAUAUAAUCAGGUUUGACAGUUAGCAUCGGUGAAUAUGUUUGAGCUGAAGCAAAAUGAGGGGUCACUACAGAGUAUGAGGUGGACAGAAGGUCUCUGGGAUAUGCUUUCACCAUAAAAGAUUAGGGAUAAAGACCUCCCCCAGAAAACCUUUGAAGGCUAGUUCUGCCCUGCUGUCAGCCAAAGCUUGAGUCAGUCCAACCUUUUGUACCUGUGAGUCCCAAACUGGGUUUAAAAAGGGCCCAUGCAUGGACAGACUGGAAUUCCUCAUUCAAGGUCAAAUGCUGCUUUUAUUUUAGUCUGGGAUUGGAAACAAUAAGUCUGAAUAUGAUGCCAAAAGACAAGAUAACCAUAAUUAUUCACUGUCCUGAACUGUCCCAGUCUUGAGUCCAGCAAGCCCACAGUAAGUUCCCUCUUUCUGCUCCUAACUGCAGAAAAAACAGGCAGACACUAUUUCAUUGCUACAGCAUAGUCCCACAAGUUUGUGUAAUGUGUUCAGAACUUAGGACAAAGCAGGAAGGACUAUUGAGGAGUUCUGGUUGUGGUAUAAAGCUUUCUACAUAUUCAUUUGUGCCACUGACAGUCAGAUAAAAACUGAUUCAUUAAAGGAAAUGACUCCACAGUUGAACCUAUGAAACUGUGUACUGCACUGCUCUUAAUUUAAUCUGAUUUAUGACAGACCUACUGUUACCACAGAAAAGUGUAUUUUAGAAAUCAUUGCUUAAAGCAAGACUUUUUGGGGAAAGAGGUAAAAAGUCAUAAAAAGUUACAGAGAUGUAUUUGAAAGUAUGACAAUAUAUUAAAAAACGUGAAAACAAAAGUUCAUAAAAAUACUGCAGUUAGUGAAUGAGAAGAUGUACGAUUAUUUGAUAAAUAAUUUUUUUAUUUGCUUGUUUUUUUCAGUUAACUUUUAUUACUAUCGACAAGCAAACUCCAUGUUUAUUGAUUAAUUCAUAUCAUUGGACUUUUUGGUAAACUGUUAUAUUUUUUCCAUUGUUUAUAUUAAAGGUUUAGAGUUUUUCCAUUUGAAAAAAUGACAAAUAUGAAUCCAUAAUGCACAAAGGAGUUUAAUUUACUCCCUGAUUCCUGAACCUCUGACUGGUGUGCUGUGGUCUGGACUUCUAAGUGUAUUUGGAUUAGACUUGAUACAGUUCCACUCUAAUGUUCCACUGAACACUAGAGGGCACUCCUGCUUCGUCUCAGAGGAUAGAUGGAUCAGCUUUCUGCAGACUCUCAUAGUACUCAUGACAGUUAAGUUGUAUCAUGGAGUAUGUUGUUCUUCUGUCUGUGUGAAGUGAAUAAACCUCACAAACACCUUCAGAUUAUCAGAGUUUAUGAUUUUGAUGAAGAAGGUCAAAUUCAAGUAUUUCUUUGAUUUGUCCCUCAGUGUCUGGAAGCUUCAUUUUUUAAUUUAUAAACCUGUGGGAUAUAUAGAGAAACUACAGGUCUUGCAUCUUUUUUUGAAUUACUGAGCGUUGACACCGGGCCAAGUAUUUGUGUGAUCUAACUGUGUGGAGAAAUAUGAUCACUGAACCCGAGUACCUUUAGUACAUCCGUAAAGGAGUCUCCUGGUAGUGUUAGCCACAGUUUUCAGCUGUCAUGAUCUAUUAACAUAAAUUUAAUAGUGUUUACAAAAAUGAAUGAUUUAUUGCUGCUGAUUGUGACAUAUAAAAACCCCUUUAACAUCACAAAGCAGAGGCAGAAUAUUAGCAGAAACGUGUUCAUGAUCAAGCUUUGAAUAAAACUUAAUAACCCAUGCAUCAGGUGUUAAUUCGGGUGUAAGACGGAAUCAGAAAGAACCAGGACAGAUCACAGCUGCAUCUUAAAUGUAUUCAUAUUGGGAUACUAAAAUACAAAAAAAAUCCCACAGUUUCGACCUUAACACAUCUCACUCUAACUAUGAGUCCGGCAGUCAGAGCUGAGCUGAACCAAAAGAUCAGCCAGAUACCAGAGGGGAUGUCAAAAACCCACAGUCAGGUAUGAGUGAUAAGUUUCACAGCCUCACAGUUUGAGUUUUGUUUAUCUGUUUUAGGCUGGACAGUUUGGACAGUUGUCAUUUCAGCCAUGCAGGCCAGGCUCUACUGUACCUGUCAACAGAACCAGACUCAGUUUACAGGAUGACUGAACUGAUUAUGGUCCUCUCUGAAAUCUUCAGUCAUUGUCUUCAUGAAUUGAGAGAGUCAUUACAUUUACUGUAGGUCCCUGUUCGUGAAUUCUGUUUUUUGUAGCUGUUGUGUCAUUUUAAACUUUUAUCCAAGUAUUUUCAUUGGAGUAUGGAUCUUCUCUACAGAAAGAAAGAAGGGAAAGUAAAACAAAUAAGAGUUUUCCAUCAAUAGACCAACUGACAUCCACCAACUGACAGUCAGGUAAACUAAAGGAAAGGUGUGCUUACUGCAAGGAGUGCUGAUGCUCAGAUGGAUAAUUGUGAAGGUGUGUCAGCCCCAGAUCAGUAAUUCAUCAGCUUUUAAAUGAUAGACCUGGUCCUCACUACAGACAGCUGUCUGACACCACAGUCCACUGAAGAGGACACAUCUGAGUCUGUGGGAUGUCCUCAUUAUAUGAACCAUCAUUCACUGUAGGAGGACAGCUGUUUGACUUAGUCUAAUGACUGUAUAACCUGGACUGACUGUCUAAACCUGGUCUGAAUGUUUGUAUCAGUCCUGUAUCAGCCCAAGGUAUAAGCGAACCAAGUGCCUGCUUAGGCCCCCGCAGCCAAUAGGGGCUCCCCGAGCAAUCGAAAAAAAAUAUCUUUUUCAAUAAAUAUAUUUUUUUGCAUGUAUAAGUGAUGCUUUCUGUAUGAUCGCAUAUGUAUUAUUGUAAAAAUAAAAUAAAGUAAAACAUUUUAGUGCUGCUGAUGAUGUAGGCCUAUGAUUCUUAUUGCCGAUAUAUCAAAGCUCUGCUACCAUUAUGUGCCUUCUGCUCUGCAAUGUGCUCUUAGCAUCCAAAGUGCAGGUAGUUGUGGGGCAAAACAAUGUCGCAAAAAAAAGGCAUAUCCUUCAAGAGCAGAGAAAAGAAAGAGAAAGAAAAGAAAAAACGCCAUGAUAAAGGUAUGUUUGUAUGCCAUGGAAUGUUAAUCAAAGAGAUUUGUGAAGGUGUGUGAAUGAUAAACAAUCAUUAUUAUUGGGUGAAAUAGAGGGCCCCAAAAUCAAAUUUUGCUUAGGGCUCCAUCGAGACCUGUGUGCUGUAAGUUGAUGUGCUUUUUACUUCUCUUAUUGUUGUUCUAAUGGAUGGUGGUAGGUGUGUAAUAAACUCAGACAUACCUGCAGCUGACCGCUGUUUAUGUUUUUGUUGAAUCAAUAAAAAUAAUAGGAACGUUUUAGAUAGUGUUCAAUUGGUUGAAGGGUAGUUAAAAUACAUUAGUCACUUUUAAAAGGUGAUACUGAUGUCUCAUGGUAUAAUGCCAAAAAUGUAAACAAUGGUAAAGAUCUGUACACUUUGUUGUGUUUCUUUUCAUGAAAAAUAGUUAAUUUGAUCAUCAUAUUGUUGUCCUCCGGGUGUUGUAUUUAAAAAGUAUAUAAAUUAUUUCUUUUUACCUUUUGAAACUCAUUAUUUAUUAGCAACAUGUGUGCCAGAACAAAUUUUCACUCCCUCCUUGAUAAAGACAAUUUCUUUGGCCUGUAUACCUUGGUAAGAUGACUGAUUACAGCCUUCUGUGAAAUAGCUAUACUGCUGUAAACAGUGUUUUCCCCUCACAGUUUUCUUUUUAUGUUUCAGAUCAUCAAACUAAUCUGAAUAUCAGACAAAGAUAACCUGGGUAAAUACAAGAUGCAGUUUUUAAACCAUGAUUUCAUCAUUAAGGGAAAAAGCUCCAAACCAACCAGGCCCUAUGUGAAAAAGUCAUCUCUUCCUAAACCUGAUAGCUGGGUUGUUCCCCUUUGGGCAGUUGCUGUGAAGCAUCUGUGAUAACUGUCAGUAAGUCUCUCGCGUGACUGUGGAGGAGUUUGGGUCCACUCUCCUUUGCUGGAUUCUUUUCAUUCAGCUGUGUUGGAGUAGGCAGGUGCAAAUAUGAAAAAAACAAACAAACACCUAACCCAAAAAAAAUUCUAUCAAAAGGUUUCUCAGCCGUUUUUAUAAUAUAAGGUGUCCUUAAUAACAUACUUAAAGUUUACCAAAGUUUGACCACUGUAAAGGUGUCAUUUUCAAGAUAGCAUCCAUGAUGGGAAGGAAGCCUGGGGGAGACACCCCAGGUGAAUAGGGUAAAAUUUUUAACCAACAGAUAUCACCAUAAAACAAGUUUUGUCAAAUGUUAUGUUUGAAUAUGUGAAUGAGGCCAUAUCUAAUUAAAUUCACAUACAUUACCAGAACCGAAAACUGAACAAGGAAAACAGCCCAUUUCAAAAUUCUUGUUUUAUUUUUGUUGACACACGAUUGAUUCUCACGCUUCCCAUCUUGACAUGGUCCACAAAGAGACAUGCAUGGUAAUCCAUAUGCCCUCCAAUUGCACCAUUGGGUUUGGCAGGCAGUUAUGCAAAUACAGUGGAUCAUCUGCAGGAGACUUUCUGGGGCAGCAGUCUUACUGGUCAUAACUGUCAAGAACUGGUUGUCCACCAGUUUCCAUCCCCAGUGCACUGUGUUCAUGUCACCUUCCUUUCCAAUCCACACCAUGAUCUGGAGGUAAACUCUUUGGCAGUGGUAUUUGGUUGAGGUAUUAUAAAUGUAUAAAUUAGAUAUUGCCUCAUUUACAUAUUAAAGCAUAACAUUUGACAAAACUUGUAAUACAACAAAUAUUUGUUUAAAUGUAAGUUAUAAAUUUGGUUUAUGGUGAUAUCUGUUGGUUAAAAAUUUAACCCUAUUCACCUGAGGUGUCUCCUCCUGGCUUCCUUCCCAUCAUGGACGCUAUCUUGAAAAUGACACCUAUCUAGAGGACAAACUUGUUUGUUUUUAAGGACAUAUAAUACUAUUAAAAAAAAAAAAAACAGCUGAGAAACCUUUUGAAUUUUUGGGGGGUCAAAUCAUAUUUGCACCUGAAUAAAGGGUUUUCCUGCAUCAAUGGCCUGUUUGAGGUCAGGCCAUGGCAUCUCAGUCAGAUGAAAGUCUGGACUUUGACUGGGCCCUCCUAGACCUUCAUUUUGGGUUUUUUUGAGUUGGACUUGCCUUGGAUCAUGGUCCUGCUGCAGAACCCAAGUUUCCUUGAGCUUAAGGUCUUGAACUGAUGGCCAGACAUCCUUUUUCAGGAAUUUUUGGUAGAGAUGGCCAGACAUCCUUUUUCAGGAAUUUUUGGUAGAGAGCAGAAUUCAUGGGUUCAGUUGGCAGCAAACCAGCCCCAAACCAUCACACUACCACCACCAUGAGUGUCUGAUGGUCUUUUUCUUAAAUGCUGUUAGUUUGACUCCAGAUGUAACUGGAUUCAAACAUACCCGAAAGUCCCACUUCUAUCUGGUCAGUCCACAGAAUAUUGUCCCAGAAGUCUUGGGGGUCAUCAGUGUGUUUUUUGGCAGAUGUGAGAUGAGUUUUUGUGGUCUUUUCAGUCUCAGUGGUUUUGGUCUUAGAGCUCUCUCAUGGAUGCCAUUUUUGCCCAGUCUCUUCUUUAUCAUAGUAGAAGCUCCUGGUUUGGGAUGGUUCCAGGAGACCCAUGGCACCACAAUAUCUAAGGUAUUGGAGUUACACAGCUCAGCCACCCUGAAUGGUGACAUGAAUGGUUAAAAAAAUCAUCCUUACAGACUUAAUCUGAGCCAAGUGAAGGCUAAAACAUACAGGAUCCGUAUUGAGCGCCUAUUGUCAGCAUUGCAAGCAGCAAAUAGGUUGCCAUUCUAAUCAAUUCAGCAUCGUAUACAGGAUGCGUAUCAGCUCUGUUGCAGCAUCGUAUCGAUAGCAGCACUGCUAAAGAUACGUGACAAGUCUAUUUUUGCUGCUCUAUGCUUCCAAUGUGCAUCAAUCAGGGGAAAGGGGAAAGGGGUAAGAUUGUUCUCAACAGGAAGUUCACGCAUGAAAACCGCAUGUCUUCUGGUAUUUCAAAAUAAAAAACCAUAUGUGAACUCCCAACUGUGUAUCAGAUCGUGUAGAUGAGAAAUACUUCCUGGUUAUGGAUUUAUAAGUAACACAGAACAAUCUGAUGGUCAAUCCCUGAUACAUGUGGACCCAACAGGACUUUUAACUGCUACUCUGUCUGAAGGUAACAGCACAGCAUAAAGGAACAUAGUUUACUUAAUAAACACCAGUAAACCUGCAAAAACCAGAACUGUACAAUAAGGUUGCUUUUUCACAUAUAGUAGAGGCUCAACGGUAACUGAAUUAAAUCCAAAUUAGCAAGAAAUAGACCACAGAAAGACAAAACAACCUGCUGUGAGCAUGUUGCUUCCUCUGUACUGAGUCCAGCUGACCGAGGCUGCACGACACUGCUGCUACGCUCCAAAUUCACAUCCUAUAUGCGAUACCCAGGAAUGUUCUACAGAGCAAAUAUGAAACCCACUCAAUACGGAAUCUGUAUGUUUUCGGCUUGAGGCCUGCAGGGCUUUAGCUGUGUUUCUGGGCUCCUCUGUACCUCCUGUGUGAGUCCUCAGUGUACUCUUGGAGUAAUCUGGGUAGAUCAGCCUCUCCUGGGAGGGUUUCCAACUGUUCUACAUUUUCUUCUUUUUCUGGACACUGGCUCUCAAUGUGGUUCUCUGUAGUCCAAAAGCCUUAGAUAUGGCUUUUGGGACUCCAAAAUCCUAAAUGAGGAUGUCUGGUCACUAGGGAUGGGCAACAUAUGCUAAAAGAUUAGCCAUUCUGAUAAAAAAAAAUAUUAUAAUUCCAAUCAAUAGUUUUGACUCAUUUUGUCUUGAGAUUACCAGUUGGAAUAGUCAAAUGAGAUAGGGAAGACCGGGGCUUGUUGUCACAUGGGUAAGUUGUCACAUUGUAAUUAUCUUUGCCACCAGAGGGCGCAACUAAAUACUACUACUAAAUAAUACGAAAUAAUACUACUUUUCCUCCUUUACAUGGUCAGGGGGUGUGUCCUGUCUGAGAAGAGAAGAGCACAUUGUGAGCUGAGAUGAGCGCCAAUUAACCAUUUCACGCAACCCAAAGUAAAAAAAAGCUGGAGCUAGAAUUAGCAAACAUGGUAGUUUGGGGCAACAUGUCUCAGUCAUUUUGGGGUUAAUUGUCACAUGUUUAAAUGGGAUUUAAAUUAACACAGAGAGUCUGCUUAUCAGAAGUUGUCAUAUUGAAAUUUUGACUUUAUUUCCACUGAAAAAAAGAGUGGUUUAAAGGAGAGGAGAAAGCGAGAAGACAUGGUCAGGAAUUUCAAAAACAGGAUGUGGCAGUGCCUGACGUGAUGCUGAGGGCAGUCAGGCAGGUGACCCUAGCUAAUAAAUCAAUCUGGGCUACAGUAAAGGACUUUAAUGUCAACUACCAUACCUUGGCUUGGUACUGCAAAACAUUCACCCCAGCUGAAAUACAGAGUCACACAGAUCUCCAUACUCCAGAGCAUGUUGCAAAAUAUUUUGUGCUCUGUUUUCGUGCCUCGUCGGAGAUGUGCCACAGGCACGGUGUAAGUCAGGUCCGCCGCACUAACAAGGCGUUCCCAAGCACAAUUUGGUAUUUUGGUGAGCGGCGCAGCCCGGCGUAAGUAUCCCCCCUCCCUAACUCAGCUCCUCCCAGCAGCAUAAGUCGUAGCAAGGGAGGAGAGAGGGCGUGGAGUGGGUUUAACACAGCCGAGACCUGUAUUGACCAAUUAUAUCAGCUCCUCUCCUCGCAUUUAAAUCCGCCACCGGCGAGGUGUAUUACAAUUUUCGUGAGGUAGUCAAAGAGAUCAAGAGAUGUCUGAAGACAACAAUGCCACACGAUGAUGACAGAAGGCAGCCCCUCAACAAGUGUCACUGUAAGCGCUGCAUUGGGCGUCCUCCACACUCUCUCAUAUAAGCGCAGAUGGAUUUGGUGUAAGUUUGGACCCACUGGUAAGACAAACACCCUUUUCCACAAAUAAAGACACUCACAUAAAGUUGCAUAUAUUCAAACCUCACGUGACAAAGGUGGGUUGUGCGCAUGGACCUAGAUACUAGAUAUUUAAUUUAAUUUAAUUUAAUGUGGUUACAGCUGUGUUGAUUCGGUCAGGUUGUGUGUCCAAACGCGUGCCAAACGCGCUCAUCAGAUCAGACAUAGAUCAGAAUAUAUCUAUAUAGAUCUAAAUGUAUGUUCUGACUCAGAUUAUUAGUUGUUGAUGAUUAUUUAUUGCACUGAAAUGUGCCUGACACUGUGGAAACCUCGGUGACAUAUGCCGAUACACCGCCGGUCUACCAAAAUACCACUAGACCAGCUGCGCUCCACCUGCACAGAAAGCUGACCAGGUUUGAAUCGGCGAGCUUUCAGCGCACUUUAUAUGCCACCGGCAAGCACGAAAAUGUCACUGCGCCAGCUGAUUCUGUCAACACCUCCCUCUGCCUCGCCACCAUGCUCAGCAUGGCGGACCUCGGUGCGCCUCAGUCCACGAAAAUACCAAACUGGCUUUACGCCGGGCUCCACCAGACGAAAAUACCACUGCGUGGGGUCCGCUACCCUCCGCCGGUGAGGUGGACACGAAAAUAGAGCCCUUUAUGUUAACGUUUGUUCAGUGGCUAUGUUCAACAACUUUUUCUAGCUCAAUGAUAAACAUUUUCUGUGCCUGACUUUGAUGUUCACUUUCAAGUUAAAAAAUGAGAACAACAAUAAUUCUGUCUUUGUUUUAUUAGCUGCAAAAUCCACUGUGACAUCUUACCCAAUGAGACAUUUCAGCGGGGUAGCUGAAAACGCUUUUCUGGUCCGAGUUUGAUUCAUGAUAAAUAGUAUUAUCCAUUGGAGUGGCGGAAAAACAACAGGUGCCACUUCAAGAAACUGUCCAGCCUUGCUCGCAGGUAACUCUCAUGUCCACCCUCCUCUUUGCCAAAUGAGAGGGUGUUCAGCACCAUCAGUAACAUUUAUGAGGAGAAGUGUAGAUUCCUCAAGGGAGAAAAUGCAGAAAAGCUGUACUUCCUACAUUACAACAUUCCAUUGCUGAACUGGAAGUAUUAAGAGCAACUCACAGUUGUAGGGGCUUGUGAAUGUUAUAUUAAUAUUGCUCUUAUGUUAAUAAAUACCUCAUUCUUUUGCAGUUGUUUUUUUAUUGUUUGUUUUGAGGGAUGUGAGUUAUGAAGAUGAUGAGCAAAAGAGUUAGAAGUUAACUUAACUUAAUAUUAUUAAUAUUACUAAAAUAAACAAAAUUUCAUAUAUAUUUUUUUUUUAAUCAGCAAUCGGAUUUUUUCCUCCAUAAUAAUCGGUAUCAGCAUCGGCCCCAAAAAUCCAUAUCCCACUUAUCCCACUUUUCAAAUCAACUUUUGGGCUUUCAGUAUUUUUUUUUUUUUCUACAACAAAAGGAAGUCAAAGUUUGGAGCAAAUUUUAAGCCAAGUGGAUCAAUAAUAAUAAGAUGGUGAAAUGUCUUUUUUGAAGACCUAUCAUAAAACUGUCUCUAAAAAUUUUGACAAACAUUAGACAAGUAACGCUGACUAGAAUGAGACUAUAGUGGAAACUGAGCCCCUCUGACUAAAUUUUGACUAAACCAAAACUAGACACAAAGAUAAAAAUGCAACUAAAACCAACCUCAGUUUUCUGAAAAUGGCUGGACUCUUAUCAGUGUCAGCUCUGUGGUAAACAUACUAACUCAUUAUAUUUAAGAGCUGAUUAUAGACUAGAAAUAUGUAUUUUUCCAGGGAGGUAAGAAGAAUGAAAAUCUAGUUGAAUUGUUAACAUGAUCUGCUGACAGACUGUUAUUAUCAACUCUAACCCGUGGCAAUCAUGACUUUUAACUUUUAUGUUCUCUUUUACAAUACUUGAGCAAGUCAAAGCUGUUACAUGAGAGGUGAGUGUGCUGAACAUCUGAUAUUAUUUAAUAUGUUUCAAAAAUGAAAGCGAGGGAGAAAGAGAGAGACUGAGAGGAGCUCCUGAAGGGCCACAAACAAUUCAUGCAAGUAGAGGCUGACAUGGAGCAGAGAGAGACAAGGCUAUGUUGGUGUUUGAUGGGCCAUUUUGGUGACUGGGUAAAGCCUUAUACAGAGCUGGGCAUGGAGUGGGGGGGGGGGGGGGUUGUCUUAAAAUAAGGGUAGUUGCAUUCCUGAGCUGUUCCUACCCACACUGUAAAACUAACAGUGCCCCCUCUGUGAGGUGAACACCUCCUAACUUAAAGCAGUCUGUUCUCACCAGGAUGCUGGCAGCUGGAGGCAGGUUGAGAACAGGCACCAUUUGCAGAUCUGUCUUUUCCACUGGACACACAGUGAUGCAAACCGGGGCCACUGCUCCAGUCUGCUCCAGACUGCCUUAUGAGAAUGAUUCAGCUCACCCUCAUGUGAGAGUCUGCCACCCGCAUCCCCACCACACCAACGCAUAAUUCCAUUAAUCAGUUCAAUUUCCCUGUGGGCAGUGGUUUAUUUCCGUCAUCAGAUGCCUGAUGAAAUCUUUCGAUGCUGCAUAUUAGGGAACAAUCCCUACAAAUAGCUGAUAGUGUUAACCAGUCACAAGCUGGGCCAAGGCAGCGCUCAGCUCUAAUUUGAAAGGGACUGAGGUGAUAAUGCCAUGUGUCAUCCUUUUUGUGGGCGUGCAUUAAUGGCGCCAGCCAAGGUGGCAAUUGAUGGUAAAUCAACUUUUUCCAGCGGGAAUGGGGACAGAAGAAGGAGGGGGGUUUAGGCUUGAGGACAGAGAAAGAAUAUUGACUGGCAAACUGCAGAGCUACAGUGGCCUUUAAUCCAUUACUUCUGCUGAUGGGGAAGCUUUACUGCAUCUCAGCUACAGAUGGCCUGUGCAUGCUCCCUGUCUUUGACUGCUGAGCUGUCUGCUGAGUUGCUUGUUACUAUGAGAGCUGUGGAGCCUGAUGUGGGGAUGCAAAUAAAGCCAUCCUGGUCUGUUUUAUUCAUUUUCUCACUUAAACCUGGAAUAUCUGAACAGCUUUACAUGAAAAAGUUAGAAGAUGUAGCAACCAUCACAAUACAGAAUAUGGGAUAUAUUUCCUAGGAUAUUCAGAGUGAUAAAUUAUCAUGCUAAAUUUUUAUCAUUUUAAAAGACGUAUGCUAAAACAUCUGGUGUGUUUGACACAGGGAUCAUCAGAACUGGGCCAGAGGGAAGACUGGACUGCAACAAGAGACUGCAUUUGUAUCUGCAAAAAGCAGACAGGGACAGCAGUGGGUCUGUGUUCUGGUGCCUUGAUUCCAUACUUUGAAUGCAAUCUUGUUUUUUCUUUUGAUUUAACUUGAAGGGGCAGGUGAAACUGGCUCAUUAUGCUCAGGCUGAUCUGGUACAAUGUCAUUUAGCAGGCGCUUUUACCCAUACGAGAACAAGAGCAACACAAGCAAAGAGCUAGACAAGAAGAAACCAGAUCAGUCAGAGCUACAGAGGGCUUCAAGUCCAUUAAGUCACAAUAACUGCCAAGCAGUGUUAAAGGUAAUACACAGGAGGGAAUUAAGGUUUUUUGUUUUUUUUUGGAUGGACAUCGACAACAUGAUCUGUAAGUGGGACAAUGGUAAAACACAGGACAGGGAGUUAAUAAGCCAAGUCAAGGGAGCAUACAACAAUGAUCCAUUUUGGCCGAACAAAUACACAGCAUAUCACUACAGCUCCAAAGGGUGAGCAAACUGUAGCACAGAGUCCUCUGAUUGUGGGCCAUGUAAACCUGCAGGGCUUAUAAACCUGAAAGAAAACCUCUUGUACCAUUGUUAGUUGUGUGGAAUCAAGCUAUAGACCAAAACUGUUAUAGACGUUGAAUUCUGCUCUAAAGUCUGACAUUUUACCUUGGGCCUUUUUGAGGAUUAACUCUGAGUAGAAAGAAGGUGGGACACAUCAUGCCACCUACAAGUGCUACGAAUUAGAAGAUUCAAGAAGAUUUGACAGGAGGACUUUCUGUUUCACAAGUGAUACUCUAACCUGAGGCCAGACAAAGAGCUAUGGUUAAUCAGUCAGUAGAAGUUUAUACUGAUAGUUGAUAGUGCCAUAGGAAAAAGCUCAGAUACGUAGAGAUGGAAGCAGAAGCAGAAGCUGAAAAGUAAGGUCGGAACGUGGGGGGUUCCAGUCAGAGUACAAUGGAGAUAAUUUAUAGGACAACCAACUCAGAGAAGUGGGUAUACAUGCACACAGUCUGCAAGGACAGUAAAGAAUAUGUCAGACCAAAGGUCAUUACAUACGAAAAUGUGAAAUAUUCGGCUUAUGCCUUUUCCUAUACACACCUGGUGCAACACAAAUAAAAUUUGCAUAUUCGCAUAAAAAUACGUCCAAGGAGAACGGGGGAGAGAGGAGAAGGAGAAAAAAAGGCAACUACAUCCUCAAGUUAUGAGGACCUGGUCAUGGUUGUAAGUCUAUUAAAUAACCAAAAGAAAAAGAAGAAUCAAAGUGUCUGGGUACAUCCAAUACUGACCUUGAGACUGGAGAUGGAGGAACUCCACACAAUGAUCCAGGAGCUUAAAUUGUAUCCUGAGAAAUUUUGACAAUACUUUAAAGUUCUUAAAGUUGUCUAAUACUUUAGACAACUUUAAGAACUGUUCCAUCAGCUGACUCCAGGGCUUGCCAUUUGUCUGAGGUAAGAUUUAUAUUAGGCUAUAGAUUAAAUAGCAGUUUGCCUGCGAAUGUUCAAAAAACUCACUACAGGGGUAAAAAAUUACAGUUGCUUUUUCGCUCUGUGGAAGUUCGUAGACGGUGUGGAAGCUUUGCAUUGACUUCAUGAAGUUUAAAAAAAAGGAAAAUUUUCACUUUGCAAAUUUGCCCCAGUAUGUCAUGACCUUAAAAAGUAAAAACAAGGCUGUGGACCUGGGAAAUGAUACAUGCUGAUGAUACAUCCUGUAGUGACCCACUUACUAGCUUAAAGAUUAAAGGUACACUUUCUGAUACUGCACUGUUUUGUGGUUCAGUAUGGCAAUUUUCAUCUGGUUCAGAUUCAUACUGAAUCAGGAUGGUGCAGGACUGAAGGUACUUCAAAUCCUGGGUCUCCUCAGGGACUGAGAAAGAGUAGCACACCUUGUGGCUUACGUAGACCUUGAUUUGAGUAAGUGACUUUCACAACAAUUGGCCUGGAAAUUCACUGAAUCUUAACUCUUCUUACCUGAGAUUGUUUCUGUGCUGUAGAUUCAAACAGUGGUAGACGGCUAUCAUUGGAGUCUGCGUUAGCAGUGAGGGUAAGGAGGGGCUCCAGCUGUGAAAAUGUGCACUCACUGAGGGUAGACAACGCCAUCCCAUGAUAAGAAAUAAUAAAGUUACUAUAGUAAAAGAAGCUAAUGUGCCUAAAAUUCUGUUUCUGCAGAGAUCUAGCCGAGUGACAUGAUUAUUUUCAAUGCAGUGACUGUUUCAGACAAAUAUCAUUUAUUAUUAUAUUAAUAUCAAAUGUGUUUUUAUGACUUAAAUGUGAUCUCAGCUUUCCCCUGGUUACCAGCACAGAUCUGUGUUGCUGCUCAUCAGUCAGGGAGCUGUGAAAUGAUCACUGUAAUUCAGAUUAAUGAGGUUGAUUUGACACAUGACCUGAGGCAUCCUAAUUAAUACAUGAAAAGGAUGUACAAAUGUGUCACCCUUAGCGCAACAUCAUAUGUGGAUAGCUGCUGAGGGGAUACAGUCUAAUGUUAAAGCAAACAGAGGAUUAAAAAAAGCAUGAGUACAAGUUUACAUGCCAAAAAAAUUCACCAAAUGUUAAUGAAAAAAGUGAAGGCUCACUAGAUGUGCACUGUGACUGAAAAAGACAUUUUCUUCAUCCAUAUUUUCCAUCUGAAAUGGUUGAGAAUACUUUAAAUAGACAAUAUACAUGGACACUCCCCAUCAUAAUGAAGUGGAGCUUCAUACCUCUGUUCUUUGUGAUUAGAAUUGGAGCGGUCCAAUCACGCUGAAAGUGGGCUGCAAAUUCUCAGAGCUUCCAGAUACUGGGCCUUAAUAGUUUUAUUAAUACAUAUAUAUCUUCUCAUCACAAACACUUCCACUUCAGCAGUUACCUCCAGGCUUUUCAAUGUACACACCAUCACCUUGUUUCCCUACGAGAGGUGUCUUUAUAAUAGCCAAUUGUUUUGCCAUUAUAACAGAUGCAUAAAACCCCAGCCAGUAAAGGAAUCUAUGAGUAACCCUACGUACAUUUCAUCACACAGCUGCUCUGAGUGUUCCCACAGUGUACAUCAGUGAUAGACAGGCUUCACAGAUGAAGAAUGAAAGUAAUAUACGCAGGUCCUGCCCUUAAUUUGUAAAUACGUUCUUCUGCAUCGACACAAAAGCAGGUGCAUGCUGUGGGCUGGGCUCUGCCAAGAUUCUCCUCUUUGGCAGCUCUACAAUAAGAAAAGCAACAGCUGUUCAUUUGAUACUGCCUGCACCUUUGUUGACCCCAUUUCCGUCUGUGCGAUCACUGACAUAGUGGAGAAAUUAGAUGUUCUGCCCGCUCCCUACUGUGGCAGGUCUAGCUGUGAUUCUGCCCAGAUUCUGUCCAUUACAGUGGCCCCUCUGUCUGAUUAGCCCCAACACACUUACUAACAUGCCAAAUCACUGCCUGACUUAGGUGCUGUGAGCCUCCAUUCCCUCACAAACAGAUGGGGAAAACAGCAAGUCCAAGACAGCUGACAAAUGUGCUUUUUACAAUGCAGAACAAUGGUUUUUGUCUCAGUAUCUGGCAGAUGACUGAUGUAGUUGGCAGUGUAUUUGCAUCAAUAAUUUGAUGAACAAACACACAUGUAAAGACACUGUCAUUUGUAUAGAAUCGGCCUCAUUUAGUCCUGAUAUCCCAUGUGUGAGUUCAAUGUUUCGAAUUCAGCAAACAGCUGUAGUUUAUCCUCUCUCCAUGUUUCAAUAAUCUGGUAAUAAUAGAAUAUAGAAUAUAUUUGUAUGUUUCAUAAUAAGUGAUUAGUGUAUUGUUGAUGAUAUAAUGUCAUCAUGAGUUCUGAACGAGCUGCAGAGACUAUAACAAAGCUAACAAAGCAGCACAGUGUGAGGUGUGGGGUUUCGUGGCAGCAGCAGUUUAACAGUUAACAUCAGCAUGAAGUGAGUGAAAGGCCCUAUUUAAGAACAACAGAUAUUAUUUGUUUACUCUAUUAUUCAUUAUUAUCAGUACACAGUUAAUUAUAAUACUGUAGAAGUGCUUUAAAACCCAACUGUCCCUUUAUCAUGAGUGAAUGUGUCAUAAUGAUAGAAAAGACCAGACAUCUUUCUUUACUACUGCCUGCGCUCUGAUCAUUAUGAUAUUUUAAGGGAAAGCUCAUGCAUAUUCAGAAAAUGUACAAGUACAGCCCAAAGUGCACGGUUUCCAUACCUACCCCCCGUCUACUAUUAUCGACUUUAUACACAAGAGACAUUUGAACUGAAACACGCUUUUUUAAUAUUCACUCUCAACACAACUGGCAGCCUAAGUCAUAUUGAUCAUGGCUGAAUUAAAAGCACCUGAUGUAGGGCAUCUCUAAUCUGCAGGGUCUUUUAAGAGUCACCUGGUCUGACAAAUGGGCCCUUUUAAAGGAGUAUAAUGUGUUCUUAAAUUAUUUUAUUGAUGGGAGGGGGACUGCCACUCCAGGUACCCAUACAAGCUGAUUUAACAUGCUGUGAAAGGGUCAAUUUGGCCUCCAUUUUCCAUUUCUUCAUUAUCUGCAUUUAGAGUCAUGCUGAGAGGCUCGACAUGAGCUUGGAUAGGCUUCGAGGAAGUUGCACAAAUUUCAGCAUUUGCUCGCAUUUAAGAGGUUCUUUUAUUAGACUAGAAAUUUGCUAAUAGUUUGUGGUUGCUGUGUUGUGUGCUUCUGGGUUUUGAUAAACACCAAAGACCCACACAGACCGGUACACAGACUGAAUUCAACACACACACACCAAAGACCCACACAGACCGGCACACAGACUGAAUUCAACACACACAAGUGCCCCUCAUUAAUCAAUGUUAAACAUCACCAUGGCUUUGAUAAAUGCUAAAAAUGAAUAAAACAUAUUUGUGUCAAACUAAAAGAUAUGCUACGAAUAUGAGUGCACAUUUAUCUUCACCUCCUCAGUUCCUCCUGCACAUAGAUAUCAAAAAAGUCUGCUGUCCGCAAGAAGUGGUCAACACAUUAUACAAAGGUUUCUGGUCCUUUCUUUAUGAGUCUGUCCCCGGGUCAAAACCUGAGCUGUUUUGCCCACCCCUCUCCCCAACAAAACAACCUCGAAACCUUUGAGAAAAGAAAGAAAUGUAGCCUUUUAGGUUUCAGUCUGUGGAAAUGAUAGACCUAAACAGACAUGUUUGUGUUCAAAUUUAGGCCAAACUGCAGUGUGUCAUCUUUAUUUCAUUUCUAAACUGUUAUAAUGGCCUGGUAUUUUCAUUCAAAUAAAACCACAUUCAUUGUAAUAGAAAUACAAUAAAUACAACUGUCUGCAUGUUUUUUUCAAUGAGAAAUAUCAGACAAAAACAAAACUGAACAUUCGCAGAAGUACAUCCUGAGGGACUUUGUCACGGACCAGCAGCAAAGGAGAGAAUAAAACCAGAUGUCUUUUUGACAUUAAACUAGAACCGUGUUGGGGAAAAAAAAAACAUUUUGAAGCUGUGCUUGUGCUUUGUCACCUGUGUAAUGUGGUCCCUGUUUCAAAGAAUUUCUGCAUAUUUUAUCAGUAUAGAGGCUGUAAGCUGAAACUUUGAUCUACACACACACACACACACACACACACACGCAGUACAGCUUGUCGUCAGUGCCCCUGGAGCCCUUUUCAGCGAGGUUGAUCAUAAGACAGCCAGGACUCCAUCAGGUUGUAAUUGUUGAGAACAGCAUUCAGUGUUUUUAACACAAGUUUGUCAGGUUUUGGGAGCCUUUCAAUAACACAUUUGUGGUUUUGUCCAAGAGUUGCACGCUGGCUAGCAAUUUCUAUUGAGCUGCCAUUUGGCACCACACUGGCGACACACUUUAGAUGCAGAAAAUUUCAAAAAUUAUUAUAAUCAUUUGGCAUAAAGGCUACUCACACUAAACAGGAACAAUCAUCAGUGAAAAACAAAGGAGAAAAAAAAGUUUUCUCCUCAAUCAUUUAUCUAUUAUUUAUUGGCAUAGUCACAGGGAGACACUGGGGUACCCUCUGAGGGGAGGAGCAUUAGAGCCACCAGUUCCUGGCCCUUGGUCGAACAAAUACCUUUUGUGUAGAAGCCAGCCAGAAUGACUUCUUGUCUUUCGUACAGACAAUUUCCCUUGAAAACAAAUGAUUAAUGUUGAAUGAAGCAGAAAAGGUGUGUAACGCUCUUCAAGUCAGCAGACUCUGUAAAAGGGAGACCACUAAUUGCAUUGCUGUUUGCAUGACCUCUGCUUAAGUGCAUGAAAGCCUCCUGCAAACGGCAGGUGAAAUUGCAUUUCCAAGUAACAUUUUAAAGGGCCGUGUGGGCACUCUGCCUAAUAAAACCAUUUGUAAAUGACUCCUUUUUUAGACUCCAUCAGGAAGUGGAGCAAAGAACAUUCUAUCAUAGGAUUUAGAGUCAAUAUGCAUGUAAUCACAACAUUUAGAGAAUGUAGCUUGCAGUAAAGAGGAUAAUUAAUGAGAUUGCCUUAUGAACUGCUUAAUUACUGGCUGUGGCCUCCUCAAUUGUCUCUCUAAGUGCUGCAUUUGUUUUGCUCUUAUUGAUGUGGGUGGUAACCAUGGAGGGAAACCAGGACACCUGAAGAUGAGUAUUUUUAAACCUGUGAACCAGACAGUUACUGUCACCUCUUAUACUUAUAUUAUAUAUAUAUAUAUAUAUAUAUAUAUAUACACACACACAUCAAUAAGAGCAAAACAAAUGCAGCACUUAAAAGAGACAUAUAUAUAUAUAUAUAUAUAUAUAUAUAUAUAUAUAUAUAUAUAUAUAUUGUUGCUUAAAGUGCUGCAUUUGUUUUGCUCUUAUUGAUGUAUAUAUAUAUAUAUAUAUAUAUAUAUAUAUAUAUAUAUAUAUAUAUAUUUUUUUUUUUUUUUUUUUUUUUUUUUUUACACACAUAUAACUUUGUUUAUUCAUUUUUAUAUUUCAGGGCUGUCAAAAUCGAUGUGUUAACCUCAAAACCAUCACUGUGAUUAUUAUGAUGAAAAAUUCACAUGCAAUUAACCCAUUUGCAAUGCAGAAUGACUCAAAUCCCUGAAACGUCUCUGGCAAUGCAUUCUUAACAGCACGUUAACCCUCUCCAUGGGAAUUUUGUGUACCAAACCCAUGAUGGCACAGUUGACCAACAUAAAGUGUUGCACAUACUGUGAAAUUUUCUUUCACUUAAGCACUUCCAGCUUAAAAUAUCCCAUUAACGCAAAGGAUAUGUUAGUUGGGAUUCUGCUAGCACUUUAGUUUUCUUAAGUCUGCUUGCUCUUGCAAAAUCAAACAUUUAACAUUAAAAAUGAAUAAUACUUGAUUGUGAUUAAUGAAAUUGAUCUACAGCAAUUAUUAAUCGUUCUGAUAAAAAAAAUGUAACCCUAUGGAAGCACUAAUGUGUAUAUAUAUAUGUGUGUGUGUGUGUGUGUGUGUGUGUGUGUGUGUGUGUGUGUGUGUGUGUGUGUGUGUGUGUGUGUGUGUGUGUGUGUGUGUGUGUGAUUUGACAGCUACACAAUUAUUUAUAUAUCAGAUAGAUUUAUAAAACUUUAGCACUUUUCAUACUUUCCAUGUUCACAUGACAGGGGUUAUUUCAAAGUGACUUUAAAUGGAUGUCUGUUGUAGAUCUCCCCUGGACCAUGAGGAAGUGGUGACAGCACAGUGAUGUCUCAGGUCAUAUGACUGGCACCUCAUCUCCUGGGAUGCACAUGCACACAUCACAAUAAUAAUAAUAAUGUGGUUAAUACUUAUUAUUAAUAAUAUUAAUAAUAAUACUAAUCAUCAAACAAUAUGUACCACUACUGAGUACUGAUUACUCUUUAGCCCAGACACAACACCUACUGAAGGCUUGAUCCAAAGACAUAACUGGACUUAGUUAGAGAUGCCUUAGAGAUCCCUGUAUGAUCAUAGACUGUAUAUACUAUGGACAACUUGGUUCCGCCUACCGCCUGUAUACAGAUUUGAAGCCAAAUAGCUCUCAGUAUUUCCUGGAUUUUUUUUCAUUUCCUGAAACCAGCGCAGCGCAGUCGCCGAGAGUCGCUGUGAUGACGCUCGGCUCAAACAGCGUAUCCCCUGGGAGAGCUACGCAAUCCCUGAACGCCAAUAGGCUGUAUCAGGUGUCAAUCAUAGAAAACAUGAAUCCCCUAAUAACUUUUAAAAAUGGAGCUUCACAGAAAAAAAGAGGACUUGAGCACAAACCAGUCUGACAGUAUCUACAUGUCAACACCGCAACCAGGGGGAGAAACAUUUAUAUUCUGUGUAAUAAAUUUCUAAAGUUUGUCCACAGCUCCAUAAGCUUUGCUGGCGGAGGUGGGAUUUAUGACCUAUACUGCAGCCCAUCAACAGAGGGUGCUGUUCUUGCAGUGGCUUCACCCAGCAAGGAGGCAGACGCUGUCCAUUCUAUAUACAGUCUAUGUGUAUGAUCCAGAACCUUCACAGACACCACAGCUGACCAGGCUGAAGACAGACAGACAGACAGACAGACAGACAGACAGACAGACAGAUAGUCCAAGGCUAUAGAGUACUGCACAUUUGUCGCCGUGUGUGUGUUGGUGUUUGUGCAUUGUUGUGUGUAACAAGUUGGGUUACUGUGAAAUGAAUUGGCCUUCGGGGAUUAAUGAAGUUGUCUGAAUCUGAAUAUGUGUUGGUGUGCAUAUGCAUGUAUGUAUGUGCUAGUGCGUACGUCUAGUGUGUAUUUUUGUGUACGUGAGCUACUGUUUAUUUGCUGGUGUGUAUUAGUGUGUUUGAGCUCGUGUCUUUGUGCUGGUGUGUAUGUGUAUCACUCCGGCUCUGGGUCCAGGUUUACCCUUUGUACACUGUGCUCUACACCAUGAGUAUUCUCACCAAGGGUUGGACUGAAAAACAGCCUCCUGUCCGUCUUCCAUUCAGUGAACACACACAAGUACUACUAGCCAGUUAAUGGGGGUGUGUGUGUCCACUGACCCAUUCUGACCCUUCCUUUCUGAAGGCAACAAAGGUAGGAGUGAAAGAGGUGUGAGAUCAGCCACAUUUAAAUCAGCUGGAUGAGUGCACUUAUUCAUGUGAUCCCCACUGGGCUGCACAGCAACAAUGUGAUGCUUAUUCUCCACUCGUAUGUUGGUUCAGUGCUGGCUGACAUUUUACUCCUCACAGUAAACCUGUGUUUGUUCAAUGAUGACACCUUCAUUGUGUAAUUAGUUCACUGCCUGGUGUGUGGAGAGAGAAUGAUGAGCUGAUUGAAUACCUAUCAGUUCUCAGGACUCAAAGUCUAGUUGAAAAUGUGGUUUUACUUUCUUUCUAAUAAGAUAAAUAUCUCUCAGAAUUACACUUCACAUGUCAGCUGAGUUUAUUUCACUGUUAAACUUUAUGAACAUUAUGAACACAAUUUAUUGUGCCAAAUGUUGUCAAAUCACAAAUAAAUGGGAGAAAAUCAGCUGAUAAAAAUCAGUCUGUUAAUUUUCACAGUAAAACAAUCUUUUCUGCAGGAUUUGCUUUCAUUUCAGGAACUUUCAUUUCUAGCCCCAUCUAUUUCCACACAUCAGUGUGUCUUUAGUGCAGUGGAUUGUUUUAUUUCUGUUUUCACUUUUUUCAAACCCAAACAUUCAAACUGCAGAAAAACAGACUCUUCUCUACUUUAUAAUGUUUGGCUGAAUUUAACAUCAACCAAACAAAAAAAAAAGUUCAAAAACUGUUUGAUAUUAAAAGACGAAAAUGCAAAAGAAUUUUGUCCAGACUCAUUGUCCAGAUUUGUGUAAUUCUCUAGAUUUGUUAAUUUGUAUUAAACAAUAUUUAUUAAUUUAUUAUGUAAAAAUAAAAAUUACUGUUAAGAAUUUAAAGAAACACAAUAAUAACGGUCACAUUCAUCCUCCAUAGUUAGAGAGUAGCUCACACCAUCCAAAUUCUUCUAAAAAGCCACAUUUCCACUGAACACCUGCUCAGUAGGUCAGGGAGGCAAAAAGCACAGACAAUAAGAGAUGCAUUUUCAGAUUUAUCCAUGUAAGCUUGAAUGUUGCCUCAGUUCACUCCUAAUUUCAGAGUCAAACCUCCUGGAGACAGGCAGUGUUGAACCCAGUGGGCGGCAUGCUGCUUGAAUGGGAGCGUUUGCUCUGGAGCUGAAGACCCUCUCUGCGGCGUGGAUCCCUGCUGGAGCUGCAGAACAGGCCAAAGCCCUUCUUUCUCACUCCUCUCCCUGUGGAUUAAAGGGGUUUUGCGCACCUUUUUUUCCUUCACCAGGAGUGGCAUUGCACUUCCUUUUCCCAUGGACUCAGCAGAUGAGGCAGCAGUUUUUAGUUUUUCUUCUUGCUCACUUAGAAGGAGCAAAUGACCAGCAAGAACUCAAUUAGCAGCAUGUUCCUCCAAGCCAGGGGUCCGAGCUGCCGUUUGUUCAGGCUGCAUCACAGAUCAAGGCAGGCUUAAGUGUAGUGACAGCAUGGGAGAGGAAAGGCCAACAGCUAGUGUGUGUGUGUGUGUGUGUGUGUGUGUGUGUGUGUGUGUGUGUGUGUGUGUGUGUGUGUGUGUGUGUGUGGGUGGGGGGGGGGGGGGGGGGGCUGCAGCAUCUGCCCCCAUACAGAUUUGCUUAAUUGGGUUUGACUCCCACAAUUACAGGGUAAUAAUGGCCUUUUCAGCCCGGCCAUGUCGAAGUGAAAGGCAGUUGCUCGUACACCAGCAUGCUGUUAUAGCAGAGAGUGAGUGGCUGAUAGAGGGGAGAGGGAGAGACGGGGGAAUUGGCAAUGGACUUUGGUUAAGCAGUAGUUAUUGGGUCUUUGAUAGGACUCCAGGAGGCCGUUGCUGCAACAAUAACAGAAUUAAUGGGAAAGGCACGUUGAGAAUGUCAGUUCAGUGGGGGGCAGCUAUGGCCUUUGAGCAGCUCUCUGACGCCUCUGUGAUUGUACUGUCCACAACAUGGUGAAAAAGCUGGGGGAAACUGCUCUUGAAUGUCUUUUUUUUUCUAGCUAUUGUGUUUAUUGCGACACAAUAUCCUGGAGCUGUCUCUGAAUGACUUAGUGUAGCAAUGAACUCAUAAUCAAUUGGACAUUAUUGAGUUAAGUCACAUGCAGCUGCCAGAUAAUGACAGGUUAUAUUAAAACAAGACUUUUAAAAUACACUUAAGCAACAGCAACUGCAAAGUGACUUAAACAGCAAGAGGACAAUAACAACCAUUGGGUGAAUGUUGUGAAAAAUCAUCACCAGCAACAGUUAAACAGAAAAAACUACACAAAAAGACCGGAGCGACGUGCCAUACACAACACUCCUCUAGACUCAGAGUGCUCUGGUUUACUUGAUAAAUGGAUCCGGAUGAGGUAUUUCUGAAAUUAGGGGGAAUCUGUGUCGCAUCAGGUGAAUCCAAACUGAAGACAGGACAUCUAUGUACAUUUUUUUUUUUUUUUUCAAGUUCUCAAUCUAUUAAAAGUAUGGUUACAGAUGAGCAAAAAAACAAUGUGAUAUACAUGUGUUCUGUCCACUCAAUAACCAGUUAUUAGGUUUAAAUGAAUAAAUAAGCUUUUUUAUGAUGGCAUUGAGUUUAAGUUUAAAAUGCUGGUCAUAAUAAUCAUGACAGCAGAUUCAGUUUUCGCAGCAAUUUGAUAAUGACACUUUAGGUAUGUUUUACUAACCAACCAGGAUCAAAUGAAUGACACAGAGAGACUAAUGUCACAAUAAUGUCUCUUCUCUAUGAAAAGGCCCUUAUAUGUGUGCAAAAAGGAGAUCAGACUGGUUAAUUCAGUCCAUGUAAAAAGAAAGCAUUUGAAAAUAGCGAAACAAUUAAGGCUAAUUGAAGGGAAAAUAUUUAAAUAUCUGUAUUUUAAAAAUGUAUGAUAUGAAGAACCUGCUCUCAUACUGCACCAACCUCAGGGUUUGAUGUGGUGAAUUGUUCUAGGUGGCAUCAUGUGUUCACCAAGGUGCCGACCGGGGUCAGUUAACCUGAAUUCUUAAAAUCUGAGGUUCCUCCUGUCUUCUCUCUCCUCACAUUUUCAUCUUCGCAUCCAGUUAAUAGAGCAUCAAAGCGAAAUUGUCCAUCUACUGAGGUCAUGUUUGGAUCAACAUUUUGAAAAGAGUGAGCUGUGCUUCAGAAAAUACAGAUACAGGGACAUCUGCUCGGUCCAUAAAAGCAUCUGUGUGUAUAAGGCAGCAUGUUGUUUGUGAACAGAGUGGAACCCAAAUCCUCUGGUCUGAUACACACACAUACAUACAAUUUCUCUGCCACACACACACACACACGCAUGCACACACACACAACAAAAGUUUCCACUGUGGGCCAGAUUGUAUGUACUUUGAGCACUGUGCUGUCAGUCAGAAUUAGCCGUAACGAUGGGCCCAUUUUGACACUUCAAAAUCAAGUCUUGGCAAAUAGCCCUGGGAAGAGGAGCCACAUGCUACGAGAUGGCUUUUCCCUGAUAUAAUUUGUGACUGCAAAUUACAAAACAGAGGUAGAAAUAAUGUGUAAAGUCAAGUUUGGUGAGGGAGAAAAUGGAAAAAUUUAGGGCUGUGUACCACUCUAAUGGAUAUCCUUGUAGCUGGGAGAAAAUGGGACUCAAUAAUGUGUCCUUAAUGUUUGCCAGCACUGUUCCAGGGAAUGUAUCAGAAGAAAUGUCCCCUGCCAUUUCUGCAAACAAUCACUUAAUGGGACAGGCAAAUCUCGACAAAAUGGAUGUAGUGAUCUAUUUCUGGGCUUGACAGAUGGAAUGAAUCUGUGGCUCCUGAAAGACAAAAAAGAAAAAGGCAAAAAAGCGAAGAAAAAGACGGACCACGACAAAAAGAUCAAAACAAGCCUUUCUCAAUUCAUUCAGACACACACGCCUGCGGUGUUUGUGUGUGGCUUAAGUGCAGACACUGACAGGAAUUUCAAUUAUUUCAUUAGGGAGGGAAAAUGAAAAGACUUAAGAGUUGUGAUUCCUGAAGUCUUUCAUAGACCAAUCUAAUGUGCGCUCACAUUGGAAAUCAACCAAGAUGGAAGAGGGGCAAGUGAAGUAGCGUCUUCCUAAAUCAUGCAAUUAAAAUGGCAAAUUAGUUUCUUGAUAUAUUCAUUUAAGUGGUUAAGUGGAAAUGUUUCUCUCCCCAUCCGCGCAGCUGUCUGUCUCCUGGGUGGCUCUGGAGAGGCAGCGACAGCCACAUGCUCUUAUGAUUAAGGCUGUCGUUCAUUUGCUGUGCAAACGUUGAAAGCACUUGCUGCUCAAAUUAGCCAUUUGAAGGCUCGAAAAUUCAAUUCAAAGGAGUUGAUUUAAGCAUUUAGGCAAAGUGUAUCUGGAACGUAAAGAUUUUGUCCACUAAUGUCAGUAACUUCCAGAGGCCAUAUACGUAGCUGUGUGCACCAUGUGCUCGAUGAUGCACAGACCAUCUAAAAAGCAAUUUAAUCUGGUUCAUUCUGGACCUGCUAUACAAGCUAUUUCCCUGUUUAACAGCUGCUGUGUGUGUUUAUAUAUUUUUGUCUUUAACAUUUGAUAAUAAGACAAUCAUUCAAUUAGCAUGAGGAUGGAUCAAAGCUUCCUACUAAUACAACAUUUGUGGGGUAUAUUCAGCAGUGACUGUAUUUAAAGAGAAAACAACAAAAUAUGUAUUUAUUUAUAGUAUGGACAAAAAUGACACAAUUAAGAUCAAAUACCUCUGCAAUCCUAUAGUUUUAUUGCAAAUUAAAAUAGGAUUGCAUCAAAAUUAAGUUCAAUCAAAUCCAAUGCUUAACAACACAGUUUGGGGACCGCACAGGGACAUGUAAGGUUUUCUGAAAUAUUGAAAAAAUCCUUUUAUUACUCAAGAUCAUAAAGUUGUAAAACUGAACAGAAACAGAGCUGAACAUUUUCUGAAGGUGCACGUGAACAGCUACAUCAUGUUCUGCCGGAUUUAUGAUGUCUCCAAAAUAAUGUAGGACUGCAAACCACACACUCUGUAAUUAUGGCUGCCCCAUUACCUUCUAAGUACUAUAUGAACUCUUUAUCCACCCAUGAUACCACAUAAAUAUAGACUUUCCAAAACAAAAUUAAUGUCUCAAAAGCUGGAUGGAUUCAAAAAAACAUGAAUUUGCUCUGCUGUCACAGAGGCAUAUUGUCCACUUUGAUAGUGCAUCGGAAGAUAUCAAAUGUCCCCCUGGCUGCCACAGUCCCAAUGGAAGAAAAUAGGCUGUGGUCUAUAAAAAUGAAGUUAGAUGUAAGUACAGCACUCAAAUCUCAGGCAGAAAAAAUGCUUUUUCUGGGGCAUUUUGUUGUUGUCAAUUGGUCUGAGCAACUUGCUGUAAUGCAGGUAAUGGAGCUACUCUUCUCCUUUCAUCUUCAGGGUUCGUGCAUGUGUGUGAGGAGAAGCGAUGGGAUGCCCAGCUGGAUGUGGGAAACAGGCACAACAGGAGCAAACACAGUCAGAUGAUGGUCAGAGAGAAGGAAACAAAGUCAGAGCACAAAGACCUGUAAUGGUGUGAGCUGCAUCUUACUACAUCUGCAGGCUCCACUUACACACCAACUCCAUAGCAGAUUUGAAGUAUUUUUGCAUAGCUUUGCUUUACAACAAAUCAUUGUUUCUGUUCUGUUGCCUUUAACCCAGUGUCCUAGCGGUUUGCAUUGAUGAUCAGUGUGAUAUACCUCAUGUUUGGCCAAUUUCACUAUUACUGCCUAGAUUAUGAGCUGAUAGAUAUAAAAGACCCACUCAUAAGAACAAAACAUGUUUUUCUUGUUGUCUACGUGUUCAAAAGUAGGUGCAAAAUUGCAUUCUGAGCAUUUCUGCAUUCAAAUCACUGUGAAUCUCUGGAAGACCCAAACAGCAGGUUCGGACACAGUUAGAGUUCUUACGUAGUAAAUCCAAGCUCCGCCCCCGGAGCCCCACUCUGCAGGCCAGACUUGGAGAAAUAAAGGGGACGGGAAAAGCGUGAGCAGAUUGCAAUUCUCGUAAGAAAACUAAUUAUGAUAUUAACUUUCAUCUUGUCCCUAAAGACAUUUUUGUCUGAAAGCUAAAUAGCUCGGAUGUUACCUGACACUUUUACUACACCUGCAAUGUUGGGCUACAAGCUAUUGUGAAGAGAAGUGUGAAGAGGAGUGUGAAGAGGAGUGUGAAGAGGAGUGUGCAGAGCAGCGCUGUCUCUGCCCACAACUCAGAGGCAAAUUCCUAAUGAGCUACUGGAGCUCUGCAGAAGAAAAGCCCUUGACACAGGUUACGUGAUUUUUGCUAAAAACUUCAUAAUCACAAUUUGAAGACCACUGAGGACACUUUAAGUAGUAAAAAAAACAAAAACAAUCGGAGUGGGACUUUAAUAUGAGAAUUUGAAAAAAAAACAACACUCUGAUGCCCGCCAAUGCCACUCAUCCCCAUAUUUGCACUUAAUGUAUUGCUGUAAAGGGAGAACUUUUAGUGACAUCUGGCAUUUUUACAAAUGCAGCCAAACUUGACCAUACAUGAGUUCCAGUUACAUGUCUUUAAAAUGUCUGUGUGAAUAACUUAAAACUCUGUAUCUUGCAACCAUACAUUUUAGCAGUUAAGGAGACAGGGGUGGAGGUUGGGAGGGUUAAGCUGUCCUUGUCUUAAUUUUGGCAACAGAACAGCUGUGACAGGUCGGAGGAAGUGUAUUUCUCGGUUUUUAGUUGGACCUGUGGGGAGGUAAAAGGGUGUAUCUGGAGCUGUGACAUCCUUGUCACUCAUAGGUAGUGGUUAGGUUGCAGACUUUGACCACUUUCACUCAUGAUUUCAUGGAUGUUAAGAAUUCUGUCCUGAAGGAGGAGUAACUUCCACAUAAAAAUACAUUUCAUACUCUGAAAGUGAUUUCUUCUGCUCCACAGAGACAGGCAGUCUGGCCUUGUGACACAGUGAAGGGCAUAUUUUUGUGACAAUAACUCUUUUGUGUCAUUGUACAGUACAUUUAUCCAAUCCAUUAACAAGUCUCUGAAAAACAACUUUUUCCAGUUAAACCUGCAGAUGUGUUUUUUCUGUUUAGGGUGGUACAAUAUUUGUGCUGAAUUUCUAAAGCUGCAUUUGCUUGAAUUGUCAACGAGUGUUAUGAGAUGGUUGUCUUCCUUUAAAAAAAGGAAAAGAGUGAAUUGUUUUCUGUAAAUCUUUUUUAGGUCUGUACGCACAAUUUUAUGUCAAAUCUAUUUCAUAAACAAUGAGGUGGUGGUUUUUAGAAAAGUGAACAGGCAGGUGAGUCUGAACAGGCGUCCUGUGGUUUCCCUGCGCCGUGUUAAUGUCUUCCAGGGUUAGUGAGUCAUUCAAAGUUUCAUCUUGUUCUUCUUUAGAAAGGUGAGAUAGUUUCAAAGCUUUUAAGAAUUUAUGGAAGACUUUGGUAUUUUUUAUGAUCAGAUGUGCAGGUCUUUGUAGAAGUUCAACUAAAUGUGUCAAAUAAAUUGUGGUAGAUUUUCCAUCCUGGGUUUUUUUAAACUGUAUGUUUGCUGCGCCUGUAGGUUCUUUGAUUAAGGUAUUUUCUUUGAGGGUCAUAGAUUUUGGAAAGACUUCAGUCAUGCCUGGUGUUUGAUUUCUUAAUGGUGCUCGAGUGGAUUCAGUACUAUCUGAAAACAAAGGAUGGGCUGUGAAAUAUGUAAGUAUCUCCGUAAUGGAGAUGGUUAGAUCUUGAUCUUAGCAUUCUUUAUUGAUCAAUGAUUGAAUUAAUCUUACAAUUUAUAUCAACCCCUAUAUUUAUAUCAACCAAGUGAGUUGGACCUACAAAGAAAUGAAACACAAGGCAUCAAUGUGGAACUCCAUCCACGUGAACAUUUACCACAUCGACACAAAACCAGCCAAUAAUAUUACAAAACCUGCCUUAGAGAACAAAGUAGAGACUCAGCAUUAUGACCCCAUGGCUAAAAUGUCAGCAAUGUGGAAAUAUUUCAACUGGACAGUGACAACAGUCCAACAGCCAUUCGCAAUAUAUCUAGACCUACGACCUCUUCAGUGGCUGUAGUCAAGAGUACUGCAUCAUUUAUUUCCUCUAAACUCCUCUCACUGCAGGACUUGAAUUAGUCUUGUAUUCACCGAGCAGCCUCUGUUUCCUCAAUGAUUACACUAGUUUUGAUUUUUCUCUCUUUAGCUGUUAGCAACUAGCUUCUCAGCUCCUCAUCAUAGCUAUGGCUUCUCUGUCUGUCUCUCUGUCACCUGCUCUCUGCUGUUCAGUGUGUCAGAUGUUUAGUUACACCUGUCCUCCUUUACAGAUCUCAGUAACUGUAAUAAGUGUAGUUUACUCAAAGAACUGGAGGCCAGUGUCUCAGAACUGGGGUCAUGGCUCCGAUGUUUGGACACCAUUAGCAGUGGUAGGUAACCAGCUUCCAGUAACGAUCAGGGUGUAGGCAGAGGUAGCUUAGAGAUACAUGUGAGUGUUAAUUAUAAUAGACAAAGCCAGUUAGAAGUUACAAAGUUUAAGAAUUGUGUGUGAAGUUCCUAAAACUAUGUCAGAAUCCAUAACGGUCUCUGGACCCCUGCUAAACUAGACCAGGGAUGAUAUCUACAUAUUUAUUAUUUAACACUGGCUGUCAAGCUGGUGGCAGAACGGCAUGGGCUUCAUAGAUAUUUGGAAAUUGUCAAACCUGGUCUGAUUAGUCCAGAUGACAUACUUAAGAUGGUGCAUUUGCUUUAACAAAGAAUCUGACUUUUCUUUUAUUAGUCUAAAAAGACCCAGAGUGGAGACCAGGAAGCAGAGCUGUAGUCUGACAUGUGGCUCUUAGCCUCCCAGCCACUACAAUGUACACAAUGUGUCAGUUCUCCGACCCAGGCCUUUCUUUGUUUUAAAACCCCAGUGCCAACAGAGUUGGGACGUUGUGUGAAACCUGCUAACAGCACUGUAACUAGGUUUUAGGAAGCAAUUCCAGCUGCUCUAAACUCAAUAUUUUAUCCAGACUCAGUUGGUUGCUCCUUCAUGAACACUUGUCCCUCUCAAGUUAACCAAAUCUUUGAGGAUACUUCUGAUCUGCUGUGAGCCGUUCUUGAUUCGGUUGUUCCUCUCAAACUAAAGACUAUCAGAGGUCGGAGAGUAGCUCUGAGGUAAAAUGCUGAAACCCAAAACCUGAAAGAGAUAGGGCGCUCCACCAAAUCAUCUGCAGGUAACUUAUUCUGAACGACAGCUCUUAGUGAUUACAGGAAAGCUCAACAGCAUGCUUGGACUGCCCACUACUCCUUCUAAUUGAAGAAAAUAACAAUAAUCCUGGGAUGCGGUCCACAGCCUUUUAAAGAAGCUGUACCUCUUCUCAAAAAUCCACUCUAGAUUCAGGCUCUUUGGCUAACUAUAGGCUGAUAUCAAACCUCCCCUUUAUUUCAAAGUUACCUGAGAAAGUCGUAGAUAAUCAGCUCUGUGACUCUCUCAGCAGCAACAGUUUGAGUAUUUUCCAUAGACCGCAUAUAAAAUGGAUGUUGUCUGCAUCCUCACUGGGUAAAGCCACCCCAAGAACAGCACCCUCUGGUGAUGGGCUGCAGUAUAGGUCCUAAAUCUAACCUCCUCCAGUCAUCCUUAUGGGGCUAUGGACAAACUUUAGAAAUUUAUAACAUGGAAUAUAAUUUUUUCUCCCCUCUACCUUCACUGUUGACAUGUAGUUAUUGUAAGUCUGGUUUGUGCUUAAGUCCUCUUUUUUCUGUACAGCUCCAUUUGUAAAAGUUAUCAGAGGGUUCAUGUUUUCUAUGAUUGACUCUUGAUACAGCCUAUGGGCGUUCGAAGAUUGUGUAGCUCACCUGGGGGAUAUGCUGUUUGAGCUGAGCGACUCACAGCGACUCUCUGCGGCUCUCCUGCCGAAUGCAUACAACGCUACUGCACAAGUGGUGAGGUGCGUACAACGCUACUGGGCAAUGUUGGUUUUAGGAAGUGGAGAAAAAACACAGAAUUACCCAGAGCUUUUUGGCUUCAAAUCUGUAUACUGGCACAAGGCGGAACCAAGUUGUCCAUAGUAUAUGCAGUCUAUGGUAUUUUCUAGUUGAGUUUAGCCGCUGAACUAUUCACUGUUGGUGAUUAAAAUUAAAAGGCUUGGUGAACGUUUUUAAACCCUGAGCUGAUAAAUUUUGUCAAACAUCAAGACUACAGUCGCCAAAGACUGAUUCAACACCUGCUUGGAUGGGCUAGGCCUCCUCUAAAGCUAGUUCAUCCCCCCACAUUCAAUCAAAACCUUGCAGUCAUCACUAUUACUGCAGCUUGCCAAGCUUUGGACAUUUCUGUUUUUUCAGCAAAUUCCCGAAGCCCUGCAUUGCUGGGUGCUGAUUGGCCGCUGGUCAGCUUGGUCUUUUGUCUCAGCACAGAGUUUGUUGUGGCCCCAGUUUGUCCCUUUUCAACCCACGCUGUUAGCCUGCUGCAAAUCUGCCUGAUCUUGGCAGUGUAGUAUUUUUGUGGUCACUCAAUCUCCGUAAACAACUUUAAUAAAAGGACUGAUUGAGGUAAGGUGACGUUGGAUUUUUUUGACGAUAACUGCUGUGUAAUUUUUAGAUAUUUGUUUGGUUUCUGUGUGGUGUUUGUCCCAGCUCCUAUCUCUGAGCAUACAGGAAAUCCUAAAAUAUUAACCAUCGUUGUCAUUGGACAUGUAAAAGUUUGAUUUUGCCUAACUUAAUUCUCAAAUUCUAUUUACUCCAUAAAUUUCACUCUGCAGCCACUGUGCAACAAAGAUGAAGAUGUAGCUGCUCGCCCUCUCCAGCUAAAAUAGACGGCAGAGACGAUAAAGAAAUGUGAACCUAUUUACAACAUGUACUGAACAAAGAGAGAGCUGAUCCUUAUCUUCCAGGUGUUUGAAGUCUAAGACGUUGGCAGACAAUUGCUUUAUGUGACUGAGACCCAAAAAUCAAACUUCUGCCAAAGAAAGUGGUGUUAUUUCUUUAUUAGGCUAUUUAUUUUAUCCUUAUUUUAUGAGAUUAGAAUUGCCUACAGCCAUCCACUGAUUGGAUAAUCUAUCUGCUUUUAUUAGUCUAAGUAUAAUUUCAUAAGAAAUGCUAAUGCUAGAGGCUUUAUGACAGAAGUAGGUUGAGACAGUACUCUGUUAUAUUCUUUAUUUUACUGAGACCCGACUCUAAUCCUCCGUGAACACUCAGGAACCAGACUCACAGUGAACAGCUGUCUGCUGUGACUGUGUUAGAAAAUGAGACAGAGAUGCAGAAAAGGAUUCACAGCACACUGUAACUUUGACAAAGGCUAUUUUCAUUAGUUUUAUGUUCUGUGAAUCAAACAGGUUCACAAGGCGCCCUGGUUUAGAUUGAGAUUGCUGCUUUGCAGAGAAGAUACUCAGAGUGAUCCAGAGCUCUUCAAUGAAUACACAGAGCCCUUCAACGAGCAUCCCAUUCUAUCAUCCUUUCGCCUGAAAAAAUCCAAUACAGCUCUCCAUGAGAAAAGAGAGGAUGGAAACAGGAUAUUUCAUCCAGAUGAAACAAUGAGCAAUAGAUGUAUCAAGUAUCAAAGCAUUGCAGGACUUGUGUGUUUGUGUGUAAAGGGGGUUGGGAAAUGUAAAGCCCAUUUUCAGGGACUGAUCUCCAAGAGAACAAAGUGAGGCAUACACACACCCAUGACCCCGAAGCUCAGUUCAGUGAAAAUAAUUUGUUCAUUACAGCACAAUUACUGACACUUAGAGGCUCUAGCCCUGAAGUGUGUGUGUUUGAGGUGGAGAGGAGGGGCCUGCUGCUGCUGCCUACUGAUGCUGAGUGACCUUAUGUCCGUGUGUGUGUGUGUGUGUGUGUGUGUGUGUGUGUGUGUGUGUGUGUGUGUGUGUGUGUGUGUGUGUGUGUGUGUGUGUGUGUCUGCAGGUGCAGGAUGUACAGCUUUAUGGGUGGAGGGCUGUUCUGUGCAGGCGUGGGGAACAUCCUACUGAUCGUUUCCACAGCAACCGAUUACUGGAUGCAGUAUCGGCAGUCCAGCAAGUACAUGCACCAGGGCCUCUGGCGCUACUGCAUGCCUGGGAAAUGCUUCCCACACAAUGACAGCAUUGGUAGGUUCAGUGUUUGCUAAAAUUUUUUAAACCAUGGAAGCAGAAUGUGAAUGAUGUGAAACAGACCAGUCUAACUCCCUGCUCUUCAUGAAGGGAUGCUGUAGGUCCACCUCCAGUCAAAAAAAAAAAGAGAGAGAGCGAGAGCUUGAACCUAAGAGUUCCGGGACUGACUCUGAGGUCUCAGUGAGAUAAGAGAGAUAAGACAGAAAAUUGCUGUAAAUAUAUCAAAAUGCUAAAAAAAAACAAAAAACAACAUCAUUGUGGUGGACCAUCAUGUCAGUAAAAAGGCCUCCUAGCUUUAGAUAGGUUAAAGUGAGAACAUUUUGCCAUAACAUAUCCCAAAAAAUUAUCCACAAUUUUUUUUUUUCACCCUGACCUGACAUUACUGGAAAAAAUAUCCUCAUCCAUGUCAUGUAGCUAACUUAGAUGGCAAAUUGGGCUAAUUCAACAAAUAUCUGACAGGCUCUAUGAUGAAUUUUGAGCUGCUCUUUUAGGAAGCUCCUGUUGUCUCAUGAAUGAAGCGUGUCCAUAAGAAAUACUGUGUGGUUAUUUAUGAUGAAUUACAUGUUUUUUUAUAUCUUUAUGGGAAAUAUAUAACCACAUGAUUUGUUUUGGUCAGGGGUUGUACAUCUUCUUGGUGCAAGCAUGUUUUUCAUAAAAUUAAGUAAGACUUAAAAAAAAAGGUUCUUGCCUCUAGAACAUCAGUUGUUAAACAUUGUCUGCAUAAAUGAAGAGGUCUGGUCUGGUUUGUAAAUCCUGCUCUGCAUGUCAUCACUCUAAUGGAGACAGUUUUUUUUCUUCUGAAAGGGUUUCACAGACAUGUUCUCCAUGAAAUUGGUUUGUUAACAUGGCCUGACCUGGGUCACAUCUGUUGACUUCCACUGACUCCAGCCAUGACUCUUGUUGACCUUUGACCUUCUCCACAGCUCACCUAGAUGCCACUCGUGCCCUUAUGAUCCUCUCUCUUCUGGCCUGUUUUAUCGGUAUCAUCAUAGGCAUCAUGGCCUUCAUCCAUUACUCCUCGUUUGACAGGUUCGACAAAACCUUUGCUGCAGGCAUAUUGUUUUUCAUCUCAUGUAAGUUCACUGAUUCAUUACUCCAUCUAUUUUAGUUGGUUUGUCUGUCUAAAGGCUUACUCUUGGUUUUAUACUGGGGCUCUGUUCAUCUCUUGUGUCUUGUUUAAAAGUAAGGAUAUGUAAGAAAAGAUAAAAAGAACUUUAUAAUCCCAGAGGGGAAAUUUGAUAUGUGCCAUGUGGUUUGCAUGACAUGCGAACAUGUGUGCAGUGGUGUUAAGUGUUUGUAUGCAAUAAUACAAUACUAUUUUGGCCAUUUGUCUUAUUCAUUCAUUGCACCUUUCCAGGCUUUUUAGUGUUUCUAGCAAUGGCAAUGUACACGGGUGUGACUGUGAACUACCAUGGAAAACGCUAUGGAAACUGGAGGUUCUCCUGGUCCUAUAUCAUUGGCUGGGUGUCAGUGGUUCUCACCUUCUUUUCAGGUACACAUGCAGAGCAACAAACUGAACUGCAUUAGAGUUCCUCUUUUUCAUGAGCAUUCAGGUCCUCUGAACACAUGAUCCUUUAUUUGGUCCUUUAUGGGAGACAUUACUUUGGGGCAAUGCCUGCUGUUUAUUCCAGCCCUUCUGUACAAACUGUCCUGAGCUCUAUAGCAGCUACUCUUUAAGACAUCACCGAGCAGAGACCAGGGAAUAUUGCAUUUUAUUUAUUUUUUAAUUUUUUUUACUUAAGGGGUAAGUAGUCAAAUUUAAAAAGAUUAACUUUUUUUUAAAUAUUUUUAUUGACCUUCACAAUUUUAAAAAUUUAAGAGUAAGUGAAUUACCUUCUCAUUUCUGGAAGGAGAGAACUUCAGUCAGAUAUCUGAGCCUAUCAGGACAUCUAUGCUGCCCUGAGGCCCAGAAGGAAAUAUUAAAAUUACAUUAAUGUCCAGUUAAAAUCCAGUUUUUAACACAUAAGAAAUAAAUAAUAUAGAGCAAACUGAAUUAACUGUGAUUAACGUUUUUUUAAAUGUUGACACAAUAUCAACUGUUGUGAACAUUUAAUAGACUGUGACGAUAGUGUCUUUCUGCUACAGUUGUAUUCAGUCAUUAAAAUAACUAUCACACUCAGAAGAGAGAAGGUGAAAUACUUGGAGAUCAAACUGAAUGAAGCUGUAGGUCUUAAAUCACUUCUAUAUGCUGCCAAGGCCUUAACAAAUACUAACUGCGUAGAUGUAUCAGAUGAAUAAUAUUAAAACUGCAGUGUAUUGUACACAAUGGCACAAAUCAAAUCAAUUCAAGGAAAACCCUGAUAUAUAACUCCAUAUGACUCACUUUUGUCAGAAUGAAGUCAAAGACUUUUUAACUCAUUUUCAAGCUGUUGGAUCGAUGAUAUGACAUUAUCAGUCAGUGAUGCUCCGAGUUGGUGUUCCUCUCUGAAUUCUCCUGCAUGCUGAGCAAAACCUGCAGCUGAGAUGGAUGCUCAAUGGACUGAAUAUGAAGGUGGUUUAAGGGAAAGGCAUCAAUAAAUUCAUUUUAACAUUUCAUCCAACAGGCACAUAACAUUUCUGUGAGAAUAAACGAUCCUCUUAAAAUAAAACCUACUCAGAGAUGAUAUUCCUGUUACAAGCUGGUGCGAUACUCGUUGAUUCCUUCUGCAAAAGAACAAACAUGAAUAUGAGUGUGAUCAAAAAAACAUCUCCAUUCAAGUCUCCAUAAAAAAGAACAUAUUUAUUGACUGUAAAGCAUAAAUUUGAUGCUCUCCUUCUUCUGUCUCUGCAGGUAUUUUCUAUUUUUGUGCCUAUCGGAUGCAUGAAUGCCCCAGGAAUGCUAACUCACACUAAGAAUAUCACCCUAAAUAACCAUAAGAGCUGCAUCAUAAACCAUCCACUACCAACACUGAUGCAUAUGUAUUGCCCGCCAAUGAGCUCAUAGCCCUGAAACGUGAAUGAAAGGAAAGUUUAAAUGAUUUCAAUAAAAGAUUUUGAAAAUA